Pelobates cultripes (western spadefoot toad) is the source of this 52132-nucleotide messenger RNA. NCBI's taxonomy places the organism in Eukaryota, Metazoa, Chordata, Amphibia, Anura, Pelobatidae. The record is from the annotation of a GenBank genome assembly.
GGGAGGGCUCAACGUGACCUGGGCUGUCUGAGCUGGAGAUUGGCGCCAAGCGUGGGCUCCUGGGGGCCACUGGCGGGACAGCAGCAAGGCUCAGCCUGAACCCCCGGCCAUGGUAAGAAUUGGGGGCUAAGGAGUGCAAUGGCAGCGAUCCUGCUUUACUUUCCAUCCUAACAGAGCCAUGCUGGGCAUGCUUUACACUGGGCAUGGAGCUGGGCACAGGGGGGCAUCCAUCCAUCCAUCCAAGCAGAGGAUACUGUAACCCCCUUCACUGCUGGGUGGGAUUAUCUGAGACACAUUGUAUCAGGGUCUUAUACUGUACCAGGAGUUGCCCUACACGUGGGUAUACAGGGCCCUGCCUUGGACACUGUGGUGGGUGGGGGGUAUUAAUCUAAACCCAGAAACCCACCAUGCUGGAAAAAAAAAAAACAACACACACCAUGAUAUGGUAUGUUUACCUAUACUUAGUAGUGGAGGAGUGAUGGCAUGUUAUGGUAUAUUUUUAACUAUAAUUAUGAAUGGAGGAAUGAUUGCUGCAUACUGUGUGACUCAUUUUAAAAUAAUGCCACAAUUACCCAUAUCUGGAUGCAGAGGACCAGCACCUAGGGUAGAAGGGGGUGGAUGCCAACCCCCCCUCCCUGGCAUCCACCCCUUGUACCCUAGGUUCAGUCCAGGCCUGUGUACAGGAACAGAGGAGUUAAUUUAUUUUGUCACACAUUACCAUAUCAUUAUGCUUGCUUGCUGAAUUACCCCACACUCUCUCCUGGAUCAUCAAUAUUUACCUGCAGACAGUUUAGCAAUGUAAAUUAUAGUUUUACUUGAGUGCUAGCUCCUGGGCUUCAGUGGGGAUGUAUGAAAAUAAAAUUGUAAGAUUUUACUCCCUGUUAAGUAGGAUGUGUAUACCCACAAACACCUGCUUAAUACGAACAGGAAACCUUACAUAAAACGAUGUCAUAUACUCUUUUAUUGUCAGUUUUGUAGCUGUAAUCUGCACAUCACAACAUGUUAAAGAUGUACUGUUUUGUGUGUUUUUUUUUUUUUUUCUCCCCUUUUGUGAGAUGACUGUUGCAGAACAAAGCCUUGGCUCACGUUUUCAAGCCAGAUGAAUAUAAAACACACACUUAACUGAAACAGUGUGUUAAAGUCAAUUUCUUAGCGUGUAAAAUUAAAUAAGGGCUAACUUGUAUAUUUAUUUCUUUAUACAUUUGUUUAAAUGAGUAUAUCAGUAGCAUUAGUCCUCAGGCCCAGUUGACGAGCUGUUUGCCCCCAAAUAAUAAUAGGGGGGUCCCUGCAUAUUGGGCCACUGCAACUUAAGUGCGGCAAUGUCCGUUAACCUGCUUUUUAAAAAUUGUGCUACUUUCAUUGCUCACAGACAGGCAGCUGGGGUUUGGGCAUGACAUGUGAGCAAUGUAAACAGAACUUUUUUUUUUCUCCUUUCAAAAAACUUUAUUAUCAGAACAUUUGCAGUUUUGUUUACAAGAUGUCAUGGUAUGUCUCACAGUAAGGCAGAACAAUGAUCGAGUGUAACAGUACAUGUAUAAAUUGAUGGCUGGUUUCUCUCUACUAAUCACGAGGAACAACACGUAAUCUAACAAUUUUACAUAUAAAAGAGCACACCUUUCACAUACAGUGUAUUUGUAAAGGACUAUCUGUUCAAUUAAAUAUAAAAAAAUAAAAUGACAUUUUCAGCGAUAUAUGUGUACAAUACUAGUGCAGCUAAAUCAGAAUAUGCUAAAAUAAAUUUGAUGGCAUAUGCCUUCAAUUUGGGAAUUGCCUUUUAUGACUAGUGUGGUCAUCUAUUUCUGAUGGAUACAUUCGUUUUCCAUAAAGUACAUUUCUGUUUAAAACGCAAAGUGAUUUGAAGUGGUCAUGGUGCCUGGAGUCUCUAUGGGCAGUGUUUAAGUUUGAAACGUUGCAAAUACAAAAUUAAAGUCCUUUGCUUCUGGAGGUGUAACAUAACCUCUGGCAUCGGCAUUAGCUGGCCUGGAACAUGUGCUUUAGGCUGGCUAAUGUUACAUUGGUGCAUACUGGGCACCUGUCAUGGGCGUGCAUUACAUACUAGCAACAGUUGACUUAUGGUGCCAUGGCCAUUGCCUCUGUCCCUGCCAAGUCACCCCCCCUCUGCCCCAGAGAAGUCCCUCCCCUGCAGUAAGGGUAAAGUGAUGUCACUGGAGUAGGAUCAAGUUGCAGGACAACAGGGGAAGGGGGGCAUGCUAGUAGGGGUACUCAAGCCCAAAAUAGUGUUUUUAGUUGGAGUAACCCAUUAAAGGUUUUGUGCAUCCCUUGGUUCUGGGCACUGGCAAAACUUUGUGGCAUCGUAGCUCCAUUCCACAAAGCAAACAGAUUAUUUACUAAACUAAGAAUUGCAAGUGAUUCAAAAUAAAUGGUGCUAUAAUGCUAUGAGCACUAUACACAUCCUUUUUGUGUGUGACUUUGACACUUAUAACCUGCCCCUCUUUACACACAUUCAUAAUGCCGAAAAGUGCACUUCUACCUUAUCGAGUGCAAUUCUGUCCACGAUAGGCUGUCUGCCAUGGGAAACCCCUAUGUUGUAUCAUUGAAAUUUUUUUUAUAUAUUCUCUAGGUGGAAAAUUAUAUUUUCGAUUAUUCACAUUUAGUAUUUUGCAUAUGUACUGCUAAUUCAUUAACUUGUCUUCUAAUCUCCCGUAUUAAUUUCUAGGAUAUUCGUAAAUUUUUUGGGGUUACCCCAGUUCCAAAAAAACCUAACUCUGGAAGUACUGAUAAAGAGAAAGCAAAGAGUGUUGCUGCGCAAAAGAAAUCAAAGGAUAAUAAAGUAAGUCAUUUUCUCCCUUUUAUUUUUUUUUUAAUAUAUGUUUUAGUCUUGACAAACAUUGACUCUUUAAGGACACAUGACGGAAGUUGUCAGUCAUGCUGGCCUUUUACUUCUGAAGCUGUGUCCUCAAUGGGAUAAAGUGGCACUGUCACUCUGCAUUUAGUUUGUUAAAAGUUCCAUCUUAAAGGAUGACUCCAAACACCGUAACCACUUAAUUGAUUUGAAGUGGUCAUGCAGCCUGGAGUCUUUUUUCCUUUUAUUCGCAUGUAUGUAGCUCCAGUAUAUAGCGCUUAACAAUUAUACAAUGGGGUUAUUUGUAUCAAGUCAUUGACAUACAAAAUAUAACAGAGCGAAGAGGUUAAGUGGCUCAAACAAACUUACAAUCUAUGAGGUGUGCAGUGAUUUGCUUUGAAACACUGCACAUACAGAGUUUAAUCCCUCUGCGACCUGGGGGGUGUCAUUAGUCAGCCCAGAAAUAGAGUUUCAGGCUGGCUUAUGUCAAUGUAGGGCUUUUUCCUAUGCACAGAACUGCAUUCAUUGGCUGAGAGUGGUCAGCUGACUUCUGGCCAAUGAAUGACCUGCUGGAUCCACUUCUGCAGAAGCCAGAAGUCCUCACUGGCCACAAGAGGACUAUUGUCAUCUGUCAGGGUCCCAGGGAAGAGGGCAAAUGGUUGUAGAGUACUCAUGUCAUUACAACCACCACAGCUGGCUGUCAUGCUGAGUAUACUUGGAGUAGCCCUUUAAAGAAACACUAUAGCUGUAGGAAUACAACAUGUCCCAUCCCCCUGAGUGCAUGCAAAAAGAUAGUCUCACCUACCUGUCUUACCUCGCUGCACUGUUCUAUCCACAGGUGCCCCUUCUCUUUGGCCAAGAUUAUCAGCCUUGAUGAACUCAGUCAAUCCAAUGCUUCUUCUAAGGAAAGCAUUGAGAGGCUAGAGCGCAUGAUCGACAAAUCUCUGCGUUGUGCCAAUCAAGUGCUACUCUACGAGCAGCAUUUGAUUGAAAACAAAGUUUGUGAUGUGUUAACUCUGUAGUGGAAGCAUUGCAGUGUAUUCAAAACUGCAAUGAUUUACAUUGGAGGGUUAAAGCUACAGGGCCACUGCACCCAGAUAACUUCAUUGGCACAAAAUGGGUUUGGUGCCUUUCAUGAUUAUUUAAGAAAUGGUAGGGGUGAGUUAAGUAGAGUAGGGGUGCUCAACAAUGAGAACACAGACUCUGCUUACUUUUUUUUUUUUUUUUUAAUUUUAUUAGUAAUUCAGUGUUAGGAACUACAUGUGUGGUAAAUAAUUGGAAGUAGUGCUCCAGAUAACAUCAGUAAUUAUUGUUCUCAAUUUUAACUUGGAGCUCUUCAUUCUUGAAAACAUCUGUUCACAAAAAUACAUGCUUCCGAAGAGCAAGAAGAUUCUCGACACCUGCAUUCUUAAAUUGGCAAAUGUUCCCCUUUCUCCAUACUUUUGGUAAAAUAUUAAGAGACACUUCAUUAAAUUUUAUCAUUAGGUCUGAGUCACAUUGAAUUUCAUUAAUUUCCAUUUGCAUGUCCUCUGGAGCCUCCAUUACACUCAAAGAGCAGGUGUUAGUUAAUAGUGUUCAGGAGCAAAAUCUGCAUACUUAAGAAAUUUAAUUAAUUCAGGUCUUGAAGUUGGCACUUACAGAGUUCUAAUUUAAUCUGAAAAGUUGUUUUUGGUCUCAUUGAAAGGUCUGGUGGACCACAAUUGGUCUUUGGUGCGUGUGUUUAUCACCCUAGAUGUAGAGCAUGAUCUUUGGUGAUGGGUGAAGCUUAAAGGGACACUCCAGGCACCAAAGCUACUUCAUCUAAAUUAAGUUAUUGUGCCAGGAGGCACUUUUACCUCAAGUGGUUAAACCGUUCUCAUGUUUAAACCGUUUAACCCCAAUGUUGCCCCCAGCGGUGAUGUCCACUCCCCAGUGGUGACAUCCAGUUUCUGAAUUUUCAGAUUCGGGAAGUGUGGAGUGCCCGAGGGCAAGGGUGCCGCUGAUUGGUUAAAAGCAGUCCGCUGAUGCUCUCAGCCAAUCGGUGGCUCCCCAUUUCCUAAACUGGCUUGAGAAAGGUUAAUUGGUCUGAGCUGAAGACUGGUAUGGAGCUGCAGAGCCAAGAGCAAAAAUUGUGCAGUUAGCAGGUCACAAUGUGCACACACCUCUUAUACAGAUAACAGGCACGCUAGAUUCACAUGUCAGAGAGCAGUGUGAGAAGUAUAUAUUAUAUAACACAACUUAAAUUUGAAAGGCCAUUGCUUCUAUCCAUGCCUUAAAAGUUACUUGCUACUGCAAGCAUGAAGGGUCCUUUGCACACUUGCUAGGGGUGCAUUUGUACUCACCGGGGAUACACAUUUACUUGCCAAUGGCAAGUAGAUAUCCAUCUAGCUCUCCCCCUCUUGUUUAAGAGUCAAGCCUGAAAUGGAGUACUCUGUAUUCUUUAGGCUGCACUUAUUUAUAUGGAAAGUAUAUUAUUACACACAAUUGUGCUCUCCUUCUCAUCGCUUGCACUAAAUAUUGCAAUGGUGGAGGUUGAGGUGUCUGCAUUCCUCUGUGCUGUUAGGUUGGGCAGCAAGCUUUGGAGAGGUGUAUGAAGUCACAGGUUUCAGACUCAUUUAGGGUGAGGCUGUUUUCUGUCUAGGUAAUAUAAAGCUAUAUGCAUGUUUUAUAUAGAAUAUUGAUGGCCUUAACACUCCGCAUCGGUUUAGAAAAACACCCCUAUGAAUCAGAUCAAAAACUAGUUUUGUAUUAACUCUUGUUUCCUCUUACUCUAUUUUAGGUAAAGAGUCCAAAUGAUGACUUAAAAGGGAAGAAUGUCGGCAAGAAAAGGAGAGUGAUAUUUGACUCUGGUAAGAUUACUGGAGUGAUCCAAUUUAACUGUUUGAACACAACGAGCUUUAAUGUGAAAAUCACACUUGGUGAAAAAGUGUGUGUUACAUACAUAGUACAGAUUAAGUUUCACUAAUUAGUUUAGUUUGGCCAUCCAAGUACCUGUGUCCUGUACCUACUGGACAGGUGAAUGCUACACAAGUAGUUACAUAGCCUCACAGGCUCCUUCCGUGCAUACUAUGAAGGGUCAGAAGCUGUAAUCUUGUACAAGCACAGUGAGGAGGCUUCAGGAAUAAAUGUUGAUGAAGAUCUGUUAUCAGGUUAGGCAGCAGUUUCAUUCUUCUGAAUGAAAUAUCUGCCAAGCUUGUCAGUGCUAAACUGGGGUUUACAGCAUAUGCUCUGCAUCCAUUAAAAGCCAAUCCCGCCAAUCAGUUGCAAUUGGAAUAAUGAAGUACAAUGUUCUGGUAGAAUUAGUUCUCUUCUGUACCCUCUGGUAAAAGUCUCCAGUGGCCAGUACUAUGAGAGAGUGCAAUGCUGGAUUAGAUUUAGAGAUUAUAAUAAAUAAAAACAAAGUGCCAUUGAAAGUUAAGAGAUGUCACAAGUCAUUUGAAAUCUUUAUUUGUAAGAUCUAAAUAAUAAAUGCAAUAAGGAAGUGUAAAACACAUUUGAACCAGUUAUGCAUAAUGCACACGCUGUAUUAAAGUAAGUGAGCCUGCUUUAUUUAUGGUUAGCUGUUAAAUAUUGUUACUUGAAAUGGUUUUGUCUGACUUCUUCACCCAAUAAUUUCCUCUCCAGAUUCUGAAGAAGACACACCGCCAGUUCAGAAAACCAAAAAGUCACGUGAGAAGUCACCAUCACCUGUACAGGCCAAAAAAAUCAUUAAACCGGACCCGGUCUGCUAUGUUUCUGAAAGUGGUAAGUUAAAUAAUAAAACUUGUAUUGUGAUCCAUACCAACCAAUACCCCUUUCAUCUCUUCAUUUAGGUUUUUUUUAAUUGUACCAAUUUUUUUGUUUUUAUAUAUCAUUUUCCCCCUUCCUUCUCUUGGGUAGCCUUAAAAGAACACUUUGUUAGGAAUACAAACAUGUAAUGCUAACACUAUAGUGCUGGACCACCAUUAUAGGUCCCUGGCCCUGCUCAGAAUGGACUAAAAAGAUUUUUAACUUACCUUUUCUCCAUGGUAGCGCUCCAUGGCAUCAUUCUUGACGAUUUCAGCCAAUCCAAUGCUUUCCCAUAGGAAGGCAUUGGGAGGCUAUUGCAUAUGCAUUCUGCAAAACGCCGCGUUGCGCCAUGCAGUUCGUGGAGACGCUGAAUGUAGGUACUGCACACACUGCAGCAUUCAAAUAGGAAGCACCUCUAGUGGCCGCGUGAGUGACUGGACAUAGAGGUGUUACUAGGCAGCAAUGUAGCGUUUACAUUGCUGAGCCAGCUGGGACAUGCUGUAGACACCAGAACCACUAAAUUAAGCUGUAGUGGUUCUGGUGACUACAGUGUCCCUUCAGAGUCGAUAGUCUGUGUAACACUUUGAACAGAAACAGUAUGUUUUCCUGGCACUAUAGUGGUCCUUUAAUCACUGGUGGUAAAUUGGUAAAAUCUUUGGGGAGGAAUUCACUAUGUGGCUAUAGCUGUUGGCAUUGAGCAUGUCAUGUGAUGUGCAGAUAGCCAACUUAUAUUUUUGGAUAACAUUUAUAAAACCAUAAAAAAAAUAUAUAAUUACAUUGCUAAACACAAAUACACACACCAGUCAAGCCAUAAGACUUGCUUUUACCACAGAAAUCUCACUUUAACAGUGUACUCACUAUUGCAAGGCAUUCUGGGUAGGAUUAUGCAAAUGAGCUCAACAAAGAACUGAAUUUUUGCCUCAUAAUUCCACUUUAUACAUGGAUUCCUUGGGGUAUGUGUCUGCUGUAUACAACAGCUUUGAAACACAACAAAACAGCUGUCCAUGAGUGGUUCACUUGCUUUGCUCCUCUUCCCGAGUUGUUUCAAAGCUGUUGUAUGCAGCAGACACAUACUCCAAGGAAUCCAUGUAUAAAGUGGAAUUAUGAGGCAAAAAUGUGGUUCUUUGUUGAGCUCAUUUGCAUACGCCUUUGCAGUAGUGAGAGCACUGUUAAAGUGAGAUUUUAAUGGUAAAAGCAAGUCUUAUGGCUUGAUUGGUGUGUGCAUUUGUGUUUAGCAAUGUAUUUUUUUUAAUUUAUUUUUUUACAUUCUUUAUUUUUGUUGUGCUUCGAAUGAAUACAGGUAUGCUCACAACAUUAGAAAGCUGUCUUAGUGUGAUACACGAUAAAAAGAACAUUGGUAUGACAUUUGCAGAAACAGCACAAUUUUAGAGACUAGAAAACAAGCUAGGUUUAAGCUAGGCAGUUAUGUCUAUGAUGGUAAACAUUAACACUAUAUAGUCUAAUAAAGCAUAGCAGGACAUUCGUUUUAAACUUACAACAAGUACUUUUAGGUAUGCACAUAUGAGGUAUGAGAGUCUGCUAAAUAGUAAGCUUGGGUGUCGGAGCAGGCUCGGCAUGUUAAGAUUAGUGUCGCCAAGGUGGACCGCAUAGGGUGUUAGUUGGUUAAGCAGGGUAGUGCUUCCUAGCUACUGUGUGGGCUUAGUUGAGCUAGCGUUUGGUGUUAGGUAGCUGGUGCGUGAGUCCUCAAAUGUGUGGUAAUUAAUGCCACAGAGUGGGGCAAGAUUAAAAGAAACUAUGAAUACAAAAAAAAAAAGCUAAACUUGGUGCUCAGAACGGAAAGUGGUCAAAAAGGGGGUGUACAGCCUGCCCCGAGGUAUAAUUAAAUACUGGGACUCCACAAAGCCACCCCACCAGCCCCAUACUCUGAUACAGUCCAGCACUUGUUCCUCGCUGGUCUGUUCGCUUCCCGCGGUUUGGAUGGAAUCUUGGGACCCUUCUGCCUGUAGCUGGCGUUGUGGCCGAGCAUAGAGUACCCGGAUUUGUGAGCACUACCUGUGGAAAUGUCCCUGUGUGGACUGCGUUCUACGUGGGUGUUGGCAGAUCUUGGAGUGGUGUCUGUGGAGUCAAGGUGCCAUCUUCCUCCUCCCACCCCUCCAUUGAGCCAGCUGCACUGGGGCUUUGCUGAUCAGUGCCGGCCGUGUUUCAGAGGUCUGACUUGCCGCGGUCUGUGGAGGUAAGUCUCGUUUCGAUCGCCUCUUGAUGGCAGCUCGUAGUUGAGACCACAGGAGUUGAAAAGCUCUCUCAAUGCGCUCCUCAAAGUGGGCUCAUAGUGUAUUUAAGGCCGUAGGCCUGUAUUUGUGGCAGGAGUUAGCGUUCCUAUAAAAUGCUACGCCUCUCUCCUUACCUUUGCCGUGUCGUACGCUGUUCCUGACAGCACGCUUUUGGUCCCGUCGUUCCUUUGCUGCCUUGCCGCCAAGCAGCACCGUCGUGAAAAUCAAAACUACCGAACACCAAGUAAUUGGCGGGAAUAGCCGCGUCCGGGCUAUUCCCGCCGUUCGACAUUUCUUAUUCUCCACUUACAUGCUUUACAAACAUGCGAACAUACACAUUUCAGCAGACUAUUUCAUUGUAUUUUUUUUUUUUUAUUCAUUUAAGUUUGGCUAGUCCUGCCAUUCGGCAAACUAUUUCGUUGGAUUAUUCGUUUUAAUUAUGUUACAAUUUGUGGCAAUGAAUCAGCCCUCAGGAAAUGUGUAUAUAUAUUUUAUAUGAUGGAAAAUAAAUAAAUGACUAACCGAGGUAAAUACAAGUAAUCUAGAAUUCUACUUGAAGUUGCACCCAUCUCCUCACUUGGUAGAAUACUUAUUACUUGGGUUCUCGGAAUGUUUUCACACGGGGUUGGUGUCACUCCCCGCAAGCACAUUAGAAUGUCCCAACCUCCUUUCAGCUAGGAACGAUCCACAAACAGUAGACAAACUAAUUAGUAAAGAAAUCAAAAAAUAUUAGACAUGUUUGUUGAGACUCUCUGUUGGCUCCUCCUCAGUAUCGCUAGGUGCCCCACGGUGAUACAUUAUUUAGACGACUUCUUGUUGGUAGAAUGUAACAACUGCACUCCGAUCAGUCUAAAGAGCACUUUAGCACUAAUUACAACAUUAGGCGUCCCUCUAUCACUGGACAAAACUGAACCCACCACCAGACUCGACUUCCUAGGCAUCACUCUGGAUUCUGACACAAUGCAGUCAAGCCUCCCCGAGGACAAGCUCGGGCGCAUACGCGAAGAGAUAGUCAGGUUCCUUCAACAGGGUACUUACACUUGUAAAGACCUACAAUCUUUGUUAGGUUCUAUGAACUUCGCGAUGCCCAUAAUUCCCCAGGGUAGAUCGUUUAUUUCCAGGUUAUUGUGUUUAUUACCAGGUUUGCCAGAUAAUCAUAUUGAUCACUUAGAUCCCCCGGCAAUGGCAGAUCUAGCCAUGAGGAAGGAGUUCUUAGAACAUUGGAAUGAGUUCUCUAUGUUCGUCCCUCCAAUAUCUGACCAAUCCCCCGUUUUUUGGACAGACGCAGCCGCCAAUACAGGCUUUGCAGCAAUAUACAAAAACUCUUGGUUAAGAGAUUCCUGGCUGGAGGAGACUCUCGAUUUACCCUCCUUUUGCGAAACAUCGGCAUUAUUUGAAAUUUACCCGAUAGUGGCGACUGCCUUUACAUGGGAAAAAACCUGGUCAGGUAUGGCUAAGUGUUACACGGAUAACAUGGCAGCCUGCGACAUAAUCAAUAAGGGCCAUUCAUCUUCAUUGGUCAUUAUGAAGUUAGUUCGCAGACUGACAUGGUUAGCAGCCACCUUUCAAUUCUUUCUAUAUUGCGAACACAUCCCAGGCUACUCUAACUCCGCUGCUGACCCUUUGUCCCGUUGUAAAUUACAGGAAUUCUUCAGCCUCCACCCAACUACCGACAAAUACCCAACCCAAACCCUGGAUUUCGACAAGUUUAAUCCUGGAUUAGCCCAGGUUUUGGCACACAGUUACGAAUUGUAGCCUUAUCCGCGAAUACUAAAAGAACAUACGACAGAGCCAUGACCGUCUUCCAAAGGUUCUCAGUAGAAUUCGACUUACACGACCGUUUGAACCUUGCACAAACCUAGUUAUAAAAACCUCUAUGUAUAUAGCAUUUUAUGGGUUCCUGAGGCCUAGAGAAUUCACGAUUGCAACACAAUCAGACAAUCAAUUAUGUCUCAUCAAAUAGUAUUUAAAAAAGGUAAAUGACCAUUACAUCCUAUCACUCCGACAGUCAAAGACCAGACAAACAGGCCAUCCAGUUGAAAUAUCCUUCUACCCGACUGGAAAUAACUGGUGCCCGGUUAAAGUCUUAGACAUUUACUUAGCACAAAUCAAAGAUAAUCCCAGCCACACUCUGCUUUUUACACUGCUAGGCAAUCCCCUAACUACUACCAAGUUCAUGGUUUACAUUCGUACACUGUGCAUUAAAUUAGGCUGGGACCCUGCAUCUCAUUCAGGACAGGGGCCGCCUCCAGUACCAACACGCCAGUUCACAUAAUUAAGAAAUUGGGGCGUUUGGAAUCUGCUAUAUACCACAGAUACAUACCACACCCAGAGAAAGAGUUAAGACAAGCAUUUAAGAACCUUGUAUCAUAAUUAUGUUAAGAAUAAAGUGUGUUUAUCUGCAAUCUUUUUUGCCCUCUUUUUUACAGGCCUACCCCGUACGUCGGUUCCGGCACACCUCACCGACUUUAACCAAUCAUAUGGUAUUUCACAGUCACUAAUUAACCGACCACAAAUUUAAGGCCAUAGGCCUGUAUUUGUGGGAGGAGCUAGCGUUCCUAUAAAACGCUACUCCUCUCUCUUUACCUUUGUCGUGUCGUACGCUGUUCUCCCCACCCACCGCACCCUCUCAUAUUCACAGAAUACCUUCGGGGGGCCCUCUUUUUUACAGGUCUACCCCCUACGUCGGUUCCGGCACACCUCACCGACUUUAACCAAUCAUAUGGUAUUUCACAGUCACUAAUUAACCGACCACAAAUAUAUUUACUUACAAUAUGGAUAAUUAUCUGUCAUUUUUCGGUUUCUCCUCAGUGUGACACAGCACAGUGGCAAUAUUUCAGUCACUGGCUUCAUAACGGGUAAGGUCAUCUUAUCCAAGAUCAGUAAAAUUUAGUCACAUUAAAUUCAGAAUUAUCUAGAACAAAAAUGUACUCGGAAACCACUGAAAUUUAAAUUUACCUUUCCUGGUUAAAUCUUUUUUUUUUUAUCUCCCCCUCCACCCUUUUUUGGCCAUAGAGGUAUUGGUAUUUAAUUCAAUGGCAGAUAUUAAAAAGCAGUUCUGUUGCAAUGUUGUGAAAAGGUAGAUGUCAAAGGAAUGUCCCUAUUGAUACACAUUAAUUGGUCUUUGCUCAUUUAAAAAAAUAAAUAAAAAAGAUCCCUAAAGUGAGUAUUUAGAAGAGCAUCAUAAAACAUAGCUUUUUUGUGGUAUGAAGGGAAUUUUUCCAAAUUCUUCUAACCUUGAUUAUUUAUCAGACUGUUGUGCAACAGAGCCUUAGUUUAUAACACGUCCUUGGUUACUGUUUAAAUUGGCUGCAUAUUUCUAUUGAAACGUGUGCUCACCUCACGAAGAGAAAAAAAAAAAAAGUAAACUAUUUAGGCACUGGAUAGUGUACGUUUUAAAGGGGAACUGUCAUAUCGUUACGAAAUUCUGAUGUUGACUGUUGAAAUUUCUUUGAAAUUCCAACUCAAUCCAAAAAUACAAUAAAACAUUUCAGAGACUUCAUUUUACAAAAGGCAAAACUAUGUCCAGCCCCAGCAGCCGUCCCAAGUGACAGCUGUGGGAUUCAGACAUGGUUUCUCUCAUCGCUUUACUUCUCUUAUGGAGGUCCCACAGUCUUGCAGGAUCCUCCAAAGACCUCAAUGUUCUACUCUCUCUUGGCUCCUGGAAGGGACAGCUUCAAGUAAUUAAACCUACCUUUCACUGUACCUCACAGCCACCUCACUGUGACCUCCGAGGAUCUGCUUCAAACCUGCUCCUCAUUGUACCUUUUCUUGCUAUGUUUAAUAGAAGUAAACUGGUUUAAUUCAGUGAAUACCUCCAUCUUCCUUGCAUCAAGGGUACCAACACAUGUUGGUUCUUGUAUGCGGUUUUGGUGACUGAUCAUUUAUACUCUUUGAUUUAUUUGCUAAUCUUGGAAUGCCGGACAAUUGGGGAGUGAAUAGUGAUUGGAGACUGGGAUAGCUGUAACUUUUUACAGUUUAGCUAUUCUGGCAGUACUCUCAUCAAAGUUUGCACUUUGCACCAAAUUAAUGAAUUCUGAUUUUUUUAUUUUAUUUUAUUUUUUUAAAUAUUUGUGCAGUUUUAGGACCAAGCUUUGCAAAUAUUUCCAGAUUGUCUGUGGUGUGUGGUAUGAACAGUAAAUAUGUUUGCAUGUGGUUUAGACUUUAGCUAACAGAGGGGCACUGGUCAAGGCUAUCUGUGUGUGUAUUGGUGGGAGGAGCUGCUUUGCUGCUCAAGGUCUCUCUUACCACAUGAUCACAGUUCAAGUACACAUGUUAAAACAAGGUAUAAUACUCUGUUUUCACAUAUUUGUGUGGGAAAAUGUCUGUUCUCUACGGCCCCUUACCUUGUGUACAAGGAACUCUUCUAAUGUUUUGUGUGUGUAUAUAUAUAUAUAUAUAUAUAUAUAUGUGUGUGUGUGUGUAUGUAUGUGUAUAUAUAUAUAUAUAUAUAUAUAUAUAUAUAUAUAUAUAUAUAUAUAUAUAUAUAUAUAUAUAUAUAUAUAUAUAUAUAUAUAUUGUGGUCUAUUGUUUAAACAUAGAUAUAAAAAGGCACACAUUGUUUGAGUGUGAGUGGAGUGUGCUGUCGCUUUAACAAGGGUUGCAAAGCAGAUCUUUACACAACAUUAAGGUGGGUACUUUACACAGGCCAGUUAGUGUUGCAGAAAAAUCUCUGCCCCAGUCCCCAAAACAGAUAAAAAUCAAGGAUGUGGUGAGGGAGCUAUAAUCUUCUUGCUAUGCUGAAGAAGCAGCACCCUGCAGUGAUGCCGAGAGACGGAAUAUGACUUAACUCCAUCUCCGGCAUCACUAAACAGCAGAGCCAGAAGAGCAGGUAGAAGGCAGCAGUCACAUUGGACCCCGGGGAAGGGAUCCACUCCAGCUCUCCCUAAAGGUAGUGAGACCGAGUGGACUUCUACUGAAUUAAAACAAAUCAUUUGUGUGUGUGUGUCAGUGAAUGUAGCUGACCGAUGCCCCAUGUGAAUGGUGUUUAUUCACUUUUUUUUCCCACGCCUUGCCAGUCUCACUGCAGUUGGUCCUGCCUCCAUGACUAAGAUAAUCAAGCUUGAUGAACUCAGCCAAUCCAAUGUUUUCCCCUAAAAAAGCAUUGUUUAUAUCAAUGCAUCUCUAUCUAGAACAUUCAGUGGCUCCAUGCAGAGCAUGAGUGUUGCACCAUACUGUAAGUAUUGUCCCUUUAAAAAUUGUAUUCUUGUUGUUAGUUUAAAAAAACAAAACACCUGGCUCCUGGAUUCAAAGCUAAUUUUGUGAAGCUCUGACUUUGUCUUACAUGAUAUUAACAAAAGAAAACAUAUGAAUAUUGUUCAACAGAACAAUAAAUGAAAACUGAACUAAAUCUGCUUUUGGGUUGUAAUAUCUAAUGUGUUAAUAUGUUUGCAAAUUUUAUUUUUCAUUCAAGUACUUUAACAAGGUUUAACCCAGUCCAUAUCAAAUAAGUAUAAGUUUGUGUGCAGUAAUUGUUUGUAUUGUAUGCAUCAUAGAGGUAAAUAAUGUAUUCAAUAUACAGUUUAGAGUUAUAAGCCUUCCUUACCUGGGAUCCUGCGCUGCCAUAAACACAGCUCAGUGGGUGUUCCAUUACCGUAACACCUAUCACCUGUGGUGUAAAUGGCAUGACUCUGUUUGGAGACACUGAUCCAAGUAGGGCAAUCCUCCCCUAUAUGGCAGCUUAUGAAUAGAGAGAUGUUACAAAGGAAGUAAUAAUAGCAAUCACAGCACAUGCAACUAUCUCCUGGAGCAGCACUUUGUCAGUCUAUUCUUCAGCAUAGAAGUCAAUGCUGAGGAAUUGAUUGACAGGCGAGGAAUUGAUUGACAGGCGUGGAAAGACUUAUUUUUUAGUAGGUGUUUCUCGUAGUAGGCAAGGCAUUUUACUAUAAAUUCUAAAUAAAUUCUAAAAAGCAAAAAGGCAGCUAAAUGUUACUUAGACAUCGUAUGACAGUUAAGUGGCUAAAAAAGUUUUUGCAUCGUAUUAUAAUAUCCAUAUCCCAUAACCAUUGCUCUCAGGCAAGGCAGGCACAUUUUUAGCACAAAGAAUACAGCCCUUACGGAGUUACUAUUUCCCUGAAUGGCCUAAAGAUUCAGGGAGCAUUCCAGUCAUUCAUUAAUAUGUAAAAUGGUAAACUUAAAAGGGGUAAUUUGUCUUUUUAUUGGCAUUUAUACCUUUUUAUUGCGUCCGAAAUGUCUUUUGUGUUGCCAAAAUGAUUGUUUUUCUCAUUGGUUAAAUCAGAUUUCCUGCGCCACUUGAAAUAAAUUGAUUUAAAAGCAGUGCAAACACACAGAGAACACCAUAAAAGUACACAAAGUGCUUGGAAAUAUCAGCUUGUUUUUCAGCAACGCGGCUAAAUUACAUUGUUAUUCCAGCCUGUAUAAUUCGGUUAUGUUGUAUGUGUUGUUUUUUGGGAGUUGGAGAACUUAUGUAACCACAUUAAUUACAAUUAAAAGGCUGUUUGCAGAUAUGAUAUAUCGCACGGCACAUCUUUCUGUAGAACGUUGCACAUUGGUUUGGUUAAAUAUAGAUCUUAUUAUUUUUAUAUUAAAUUCUAUGUGCCCAUAGCGCUGUGUGUCUGUUUUAAUUGCCAUGUUGUCCUGGGAGAAAUAAAAAUCCGUCUAUACUGGCUUUAUCUUCUUCCUGCUGCCCGCCAUACUGAUCAGGAAAGAUUGGCUUGGGUGUCGAUGAUUAGUGCAAGUCAUUUUUUAAUGCUGUUUAAUAAAUUGUACAGCGCUACGGAAUCUGGUGCUAUAUAAAUAAUUAAUAAUAAAUACCCACAGAAUAAAAAAAGGACACUAUUCAGAUUGUCCCUCAGUGUGUGUUAAUAUCACACUACUUUUCUCACUAAGACAUUUAUCAAAGUUUUGUGCGCUGAAAAGUAAUCCAAUAAUAUAAAAGGUGAGACGUAACCUAUGGGAUGUGCCUGCCGACUCCACUGGUUUCCAUGGCGAUUGCUCCACUUUUAGUACAUUAGAACACUUGGAUAAAUCUCCCUCAGUAAUCUUAACAGUAUACAUUCUAGGGGAGAUUUAACAAAGUGUUCUGAAAAAAGUGUUUAUUAUACAAUCAUUAAACAAUGUAAUACUUUCAUACAGAUUAUAGAACAGAAAUAAAGUCUUAACUUACUCUGUCCAUAUUCCACCAGCUUUCGCAGAAAAGUUUUUCAGAAAAGACCACCGAAUUUAGGGUUGUGGGGAAAAAAAAAGACAUGAAACCGAAUACUAUAUUGGUGAAAGAAGUAUUGGAAAGUUUCAUAAAUUUUUUUUUUUUUUUUUUUGUCAAUUCAACAAUGGUUGGGGUACAAUAGAAGUGUAUGAAGAAAAUCAACAGAAUAAAAAAUUUGUGCUAAAAAAAAAAAAAGGCACAAAACCAUCACCACCACUAAUAAAUCCAUUGUCUUGUAAAACGUGCAUAAAGGUACACAUUCUCACAAUGUUAAACGUGUGUAAUGGUUUAUAUGCAAAAACUCUGAUCAAGUAUUGACACAUUUUAGACUUGAAUGUAAAACUAGCAAACAAUACUACAUUAAAGGUUAAAAAAGCAACACUUUGGUUAUUUACUAAACGGAGAUGUGUGUGAAGUUUACAUUGAUAGCCAUAUGCAUAUUGCAACACCUGCACGAUCUUAAUCACUGGAAUUGUUCCCAGCAAGACCAGCAUAGCCUUUCAUCUCUGAUAAAAAAAAAAAAAAAAAAUAGCAUUGAGCUGUGUGAUCACAACAUCAAGGCCCCAAUAUGUACUUGUAAAUUAGUAAAAAGCACAGUGUACCUUUCCUGUGUGAAUACUUUGUUAUGUGAUUGAUUGUCCUUCAUUUCCAGAUGAAGAAGAUUUCAUUCGGAAGAAGCCGCUACCAAAACCCAAGGAAAAUGGAACAGCAUCAAACUCCCACCAUGGAAAGCUGCAACCAUCUAAAGUACAAACCCCCCCUAAACCGGCACCUCAGGAGAAGCUGGUCAAAACGUCAGUGGAAGAUUACUUUGGCAUUGGCAGCGUUAAACGAUCAGACAAGAAGCUAGUAGCAAGCAAACGAAAAGAAGUAAGGAUAGAAGUACAGCCUCUGUAAUGCAGCAAAAAAUGAAUUUCAUUGAAGGAAACUUUAUCUUCUCCCUUGCUGUAUGGGUGCAUGCAUUAAUAGAUUGUUUUUAUGAAUUCCCAUAGAAAAGUGUUUGCUUUAUACACCAUAAAUGUGCAGUGAGAUAUUUGUUUUGCGUGAGUAGUUUACAAAAUAAACUAACCUUUAGAGAAAGAGCAAGAGUUCUGUCAAUAACUUUGCCCUUUACCCAUAAUAUCUGGAUCCCAUCUUAUUUUGCUGAUGUCGGGUGUACUAACUUUUUGCCUUUACUUGUAAGAUGUCAAUUUGUCAUGUUUUGUUCUCUGUUGCAAUAUCAAAUGUUGUGCUCUUUGGUCAAAAGCACAAGUUACUUGAUUGAACUCGAUUAGCAAUUUGAAUGGCUAAAAGCUUGUCAGAGAAUAUUUGUAAGAUUGGCAACGCUUUUGUAUGGAGUCUGAAUCCAUGUACAUACACUAGCUCGGUUACAUGCAUGGCAUCUGUUUGGAUAGAAGAAAUGAACAAGAAAAAAAACCAAAACCGUAUUUAUUUAACUUGGAGCCUAGCGUUGGAUAGAUCUGCUGGAUUGUAUAGUGCAUUAUGAAUAUAUUGAUCAUAUAUUUUGUCCCCCCCCCCCCACAUUAUUUCACAGCCAUGUGGGAGCACAGAUGACUCAACACUGGACGAUGAAGCUAUUGCUAAAGAGUUGCAGCUUGAGGAAGAUGCAUCUGUGAGUAUAUCUUUCGUAGGAAUUUAGCUGUAAGCAGGACUAAAUAUUAUACAAGUCCCUUGCUGCUAUGUAGGCUCACACGUUACUCGCAACUGCAUGCCUUGUGGGUCCAUAGCACAUUGAAAGAGCACUAACCUUAGGAAUACAAACAUGAGUUAGAGCGAUAGAAGGGCUAUUUAUAUUGUCUGGCUCCCCCAUGAAUAGUUAAAUAAAGAAAUUUAACUCUACCUUCUUUCCCUCGGUGCUCCAGCCUUUCUGCGGCCAGCUGAGAUUAUGAAUAUUGUUGGUUUCAGCCAAUUUGGUGCUUGGCUUGUACCUUUCACCAAGAGCAAAUUUAUUACUUGCAUAUUGCUAGUGGGUGAUUGAAACUUUUGAGCCCUAUUAUGGAAGGGGUUAUUUAAUAAAUUGAUUGAAUAAUGUAUGCCAAAAUGGCUGCAUUGGAAAAAUUCUCCUAGCAUUAUCGUAGAAAAGCAUAGAAUUAAAUUGUACUCGGAGAAGUAGUCUAUUCGUGGUGAUUGUGGCACAUGUGCCAUUGAACAAAUCAGAUUUGUCAGGUUUGCUUCAAAUGGCAAAUCAGGAUUUAUAAUUAAGUACUACAUGGGUGGUGACUUCAAUCAUGCGACGGUGUACUCUAAUGAAUAGGUAAUAAUUCCAAGAUAGUAAAUAUAAUGGGAAUAGUAUUGGGGGAAAUCUGCCUACCAGCCUUCUUGUAUACUUUAGGCACACCAUUUUCUCAUUUCUUAGCUAAAUAUAACAGGCUUCUUGUGGCUAGUAGGAUUUGUAUGCUGUAGGCUGGUUGACCAAAGAGUUCUUGUUUACCUGCUCCUGCCUCCUACCACCAGUAUCAGACCCAUUUUUUUUUUCUUUUUGCCGUAGAAAUUAUUAUUUGACACAUAGUUUCUAAGUUGUAUAGGAGAUAAUUACUGUUUAGCAUGUUAAAUAACAAAAUACAAUGUAUUGAGGUAUUUAAAUGGUUCUGUUACAUUGCAGUCACAGUAUAUGUUUGGGACUCCUAACCUAGAAAUAAUGUGAUUACAGUAACGCAAUUAGGAAGCACUUUGGCAAAAUAAUUCUCCCAAGUUAAUGUUCAAUAGAUUUGUUAACGUAAUCUAUAGAACACAAUCCAAAUUUCCAAAUAAUGGUGGAGCAAAAAAAAUGUGAUUACUUGUGCGAUAAUAAGGGGCGUUAGUGCUACAUUUGUUUUCUUCUAUAAAUUUUGCCCCCGCUGCUGGGUGGUCAGUGCUGUCCUAUUCAAACAACGCCUGCGGCAAUAAUUUGCUAUCGUCUUGUGAAACAAAUACGCCGUAAGAAGCCAUGUAACGUGCUCUGACACAGUGUGAUUUGUAACAGAAAGUUACAGUCUAAUAACCAUAAACGGGUUAGCUGUGUCCACACUCAUAUGUUUCCUUUACUCUGCACUCUUAAGGAUAAGAUCUGUCACACUUAUAAAAUACAAAUAAGCUGCUUAGCUCUUGAUGGGACAUUGUCAUUAUUCCUCUUACGCUGAUAAUUCAAGGGUGCCCCUGGGCAAAGGUUAGCUUAGCGUUGUCCUUUUUUUUCCCCUUUCUUUUCAAAUGUAUUUAGCACGGAGAGGGCAAAUGAGAGGGCAGGUCAAUAUUUUGUGAACUGGAAUAUGUUCAAUCAAUAUUUAUAUAUUUGUAUGUUUUCUUUCUCCUUUUUUUUUCUCUCUCUCUAUUAACAUUGUAGAUGUUUUACAAACUGACUUGGAUCUAUGCUCCUGCACACACAGCAUCGUGCGCAGAUUUCUUCAUGUAUGAAUUGGCCUUUUAGCUUAAAGGGACACUAUAGUCAACAUAUAAAAGCAAGAAAGACAGGUCCCCCUGCCUUCUUUCUUGCUUUUAGAAGAACUUGUUAUAAAAAAAUAAAAAAAUAAACCCGAGUAAGUUUUAAUAAUAAAACUUACCUCCGUUCCAGCGCCGAGCUCCCCACUAGGCCACGCCCCCCUUUUUGGUCAAAAUGACAAAAUCGCAGGGCCCAAUAGGACGCUUCUCCUUGAAGCCUCCACGGUUUCGCGUGGCACCAAUCGCAUUCUUCAUAGAGCGACAUUGAAUGCCGCCCUAUGAAGAAACUCAGCGCAUGUGCGCGGAAUGUGCGUUCGCGAGCUGAGCUGUCUGACAGCUCAGCUCGCUUUCUGUACCCGCCCCCCUCCUCAGCCAAACUGUGUUUGUAUAUAAACACUAUAUAUAGAGAUCUCUCUAUACAUAGUGUUUCAAUGCAAACACACAAGUAGUAAAAAAUUAGACAUACACACUUUCUCCAUCCAUAUCCAUUCCCAUCAUCCAUAUCCAUUCCCAUCAUCCAUAUCCAUCCACUCCAUCAUCCAUAUCCAUCCUCACCCACUCCCCUUCAGUCACCCGCCCACACUCACUAAAUAAGUUUACUUACAAUUUGAAUCCUCCCCUCCUCCUCUUCGGUCUUCAGCCUGUCAGCUCAAGCCACUCCCACGCAGCGCUGACAGCCUCAGCACACAAAGCGUGUUCACAGUGCUUUGUGUGCUGAUAGCACGUCUGAAGUAUUCACCAAUGCGUCAAUACAUCAGACGUGAAUGAAGCGUUUUUAGGGCUUCUGAACUCGGAAGUCCCUCUGGUGGCUGUCUGACUGCAACUGGAGAUGUUCCAAGCUUCCAAUGUAAACACUGUAUUUUCUAUGAAAAUACAGUGCUUAGAAGAAAAAGGCUGCAAGGAACUGUAGCACUCACCUGAACAACCUCUUUAAGCUGAAGUUGUUCAUGUGACUAUAGUGUCCCUUUAAGUGCUUUCCUCACAGACCAUAGUCAGGCAAUAUCUUCACUGAAGUCUUCUCAAGCUGGAACAAAGCGCUGCUUUGUGAAUAUAGCCCAUUCCCCCAGUAACUGGAUGACACACAGUUCUGGGAGUACAACUGAGGUGCCACACUUGGCCUUUUAUGCACAGAUCCUUAGCAUGGGGUCUCCAUACAAAAUAACACAAACCCCUCCCAGGCGGCCCUGUGUCUGGGAGAUAAUUGAGUUAAAGACCGGCAACUCAAUUAUCUCUUAGUUACAGGAAACCAUACAUAAAAUACACAAAACAGCCCAAAACUACUUUCAAACUAUACAGGAACCCCACCUGUCUUAUAUUCCGAAUAGCCCGGAUCUGAGUGCCCAAGUUGUCCUAAUAGCGCUCUGAUCCAUUCAGUGUAACAGAAUUUUCUGACGGACCGGCCACGAGGUAUUAGCCCAAAAUAGUUCCAGGGAAAAAGAGGCAGCGGCCGAUCAACAUUUGGGAGUUCCUGUACGAAUACUACUGAAUGCUCCCACUGGCUCUCAGGAAGCAAAUGCCCUCCUCAGACAAACGAUUCCUUUCCCUGAAAAGCGCUCUCCUGGCUUGUCUGUGAGCGGAGCAGGCAGCGGUACAGUUUCUCCAGGGGUCCAUGGUAUCCAAAAUUAGUUCCAGGCGACCCGGUACCAGCUGCCUGUGUUUGGGAGAUAAAAUGGUCGCCAUUCCAUAAAACACGUGUGUUCGGUCAUACGAAUGGCGGCUACCCAGAGAGAACACUUGAUUUAAUGGGUUCUUUUGAAGUUAAUGAGCCAGGGGGUGGUCGGUGUUCAGUAGUAUAAAAGGGGAAAACGUUCAGGAAAAUCAAGGGAAAAUACGGGCAAAACAAAUGAGAUAGGACAGGGACAUAAAAUUCAAUGUGUAUAAAACAUUAUGCUUGAAAUAAAAGAGCAUAUUCAGUAAAUAAUAAACUAAAUUUGCGACUUAAAACGGUUUGUUACUAAUGGAGCCACAAGGUGCAGAUAGGCUAAAGGAACUCUAUUGUAUCAGGAAUAGUAACCUGUAUUCCUGACACUAUAGUGGUAAAAUCACUAUCUUGGUCUUUGCCCCCCCCUUACCUCCCUUUAAAAAAGGUGAUUUUUACUCACCUAUUUUUAUCCCAGCGUUGCACCAGUCUCACUGCACCUGGCCCCGGAUUUGCUGAAAUGGCAAUACAAAUCCCCAUUUGCCCAGGAAUGUUACCUCAACAUGUAGUAGUUGUGCACAUUAUAUUAUAAUAUAUAUAUUGUGAAUAUAAUUUAGGAGUUACAUUUGUGCUAGCAUUUGUAAAUAAUUCACACUGUUUUCUUCCAUUAGCUGGAAAAACAGCUCCAUGAGGAUGAGGAAUUUGCUCGAACUCUCUCAAUGUUGGAUGAAGCACCGAGGAGCAAGGUGAGACCAUUGCAGUUUAAUAUUCAGAAGGAUUUGCCAGGAAAGUUUUUAUUAAAAAUUUAUUUUAUUUUAGAGUAUGCCUUCUGCGGGCUCAUCCUUCCUCUCGUCGUCUUAUUUAAUGCAGUUACAAUGAAUGCUGUAAAGGCAAUAAGUAAUAUAGAAAUAAACCAAAGAUAGCUAAAGCAUUUUGCUGUAUACAAGGAAUACUAUUUUAAACAAAUAGAAUACCCACAAACCAUUGUAUCUCUUGAUGGUGAUAACAUAGAAUAAUAUAUAGAGCUCAAUAGUUAUAAGAAGUAUAAUUUGAAUAUGAAUGCACUUCCUCUCACUGUUUUUGUAAUAGAAUCUGUUUGCUUUGUGAAAUCUGUAACAGACAUUUGAUCCUUCUUUAAUUAGGUCCGAAAGACAAGUAGUGAGAAGCAAAAGUCUCCAGUGAGCAAAUCUAGCCCAACAAAGAGAAGCGCGUCUGCAGUGCAGCCCUCAGGUAGCCUAUUAUCAGAGGAAAGACGGUUAGCUUUGGUUGCAUCUUCUGUUUGCUUGAAUUUUAAUGGAAUAAUGUUUUGUCUUAAAUUUAAUUUAGUUUUUACUGCUAAAUGAUUUCUGCAUUGUGUAGCAACCAGAAGACUGUCCUUAAUUCGCUGUGUAUUUUGACUGGUUUCUUAGACUUCUCAGCCAAGCAGAUUAUAGAAUUGGUUUUAGAUGCAUCAAGCUAUUUAUACUUCAAAGGGACAUUAUAGGCAUCCAGACCAAUUCAGCUCAUUGGUCCCCUAACUCUGCAAUUGUAAUUAUUGCAAUUUUUGAUAAACUGCAAUCAUUUUAAUCAGAGGGUUAACUGCAUUUCAAGUGGCUAUCUCCCACACAGUGAGAAGAGGGACGUCCGCGUCAAUAGACGCCUUUUGGUCACCUAACCGACACUAGACAUCCUCACACUCUGCAUGAGGACAUCCAGUGUCACCUAAACUCCAUAGGAAAGCAUUAUACAAUGCUUUCCUAUAUGGGAAGCCCUAAUGCGAGUGCUGCGAAUGCAAUGCAUGCACAUUAGGUCCCCCUGCCGGGACAUUGGCGCUGGAGUUUGGUAAGUGGCAGAAGGUUAUUUUAAACCUCUUCAACACAAUAGGGGAGCUGUAGUGUCAGGAAAAACAAAGCACUCUAGUUUCCCUUUAACUGUUUUUAGCUAAAAUAUAAACAAAAUAGCCCAUUAGUUGCUACUACCACGUGUUCGUGUCCUUGCUCAUUGCUAAAAUGCUGUAAAUCCAAAAGGGAAACGUAGUUUUGCUAGUUAGACCCCCUUUAAUUUUUUUUUUUCUCCAUGAGUGUACUACAAAAGAUAUUUUUAUGGACAAAGCCCCUUCCUCACUGAAGUAAUAUUUUAUUUCAUUAAAGAAUUGUCAUAUUGAAAUAAUUUAUGAUAAAACACAACUGACCCUUUUAGUGCUUUCGUCUGGGUAUGUUUGUUGCAUUGUGCAUUUCAUAGUACAUAAACGUUUAAAUAAAAUUAAUGAAUUCAUUCCAUCUAUACAUUUUACUAGCAGAUUCCUGGGAUCAAUCACAAACCACCAGGAGCCUGCACUUUUGUUGCAGUUUUCUGCAAUGCAUAUGUUUAAGAAUUUUGGCAGAUCCUGUGUAGGAUCCUCAGGCGACUUUCUGCGCAAUACGCAGGGAAAUGAAUUUCAUGCAGACGUUUCUAGGAACAGAUACUGGGAAGUGACAAAGUCUGACAGUAGUUCUUCUUUUUACCAUUUUCCAAAACACAAAUUGUGAUUUCAGGGAAAAAAAAUAAAAAAACAAAACAAUCAAAUGCUACUAACACAGAGAUUAUUGAUAGAAUGGUUAAAUGUGAAAAUGCUCUUAAGUACCCCAGGGGGAGGUUUAUUCUCUAAAUAUAGUCUUUUGUGUACCAUUUUUUUAUUGGGUGGGGGAUGACCUUUUUUUAAAUUAUAGCAAUAAGCAAAAAAAAAAUGUUUUUCAUAUGUUUCGACUUUGGAUGUCUUCCUCAGAAUAAAGGUUUUACUCUAUAUAUGCUUUAUAGAAUUUCUUAUAGAAUUCAGAAGCAAUUAUUGAAGUUUGUGGGUGUUUUUAUUUGUAUUAUUUUUAGCUGGCCUAGUGGUGUUUUUUUUAUUUAUUUAUUUUCUCAAAUAUUUUAUUCAAGCCUAAUAUUAUGUUGCAUAUUUAAACAGGGCAUCAGAAUAAAGCCCUAUUUGUCCUUUAACCCCUUAAGGACACAUGACAGAAAUAUUCCGUCAUGAUUCCCUUUUAUUUCUGAAAUUGUGUCCUUAAGUGGUUAAAUAUUAUGAUAUAUGUGGAUGCACUUCAUGAGGGAGCACGAAAUUACGAUAAAACAAACUCCGAUGUAGAGGCAAUAAUGGCAUAGGCACAAACGUAUGGAAUCUCAGAAAAACCUCAGUCACUAAAGGGUCUAGUACAGGGGUUCUCAACGUUAGUCCUCAGGAUCCCCUGCCAGUCCAGGGUUUAGGGAUUACCUGGGUGUGUCUAAGGUGUUUAGAAAAAGAAAAAAAAAAAAACACCUUAGAGUCUAAGGUGUUUUCCCCCCUUUUUCUAAACACCUGAGACACACCCAGGUAAUCCCCAAAUCCUGGACUGGUAGGGGGUCCUGAGGACUGGGUUGAGAACCCCUGGUCUAGUAGAAUACUAUUGGAUCACCACUUCAUGCAAUAAAAUGUAUUUUGUGUUCUCAGUUCGAACGGCGAGCGUUUCUGAAGACUCGCAUGUUAAAGGAAUAAAACCUGAGAAUGCAGCGCCUUCGCGCCUACAUUCCGAAUCGUCGUUUGUACCUAUUGGGAAGACUUCCUCUAAUAAGAUAUCUCCUGUGAAGGCCAGCUCUAAGCUGGCAAUGAUGAAACAAAGAGAUGAUGGCCAUAAAAAAGAUAAAGAGCUGUCUACACCUACGAGGAUAGAAAAGACUAUUUCACCAAAGAAAGAGCAGACAACACCUACAAAAAUAUCUCAAAAGUCAGAGGUAAGCAGCAGCAAAAAAAUUCAAUAUUAAAAAGUGACACUCAAGAAAUCCCACUACAUGGAGUUUUAUGAUUACUGAAGUUGAGUAGGGUUCAGUUGGAACUUGCAAAAUGGGUGAAGGAAGCAUAGUGGAGCCGCAGUCAGGAACCUUCUCGCCUCUGGAUUUGAGGAGAGUGAACCCUUUAUUUUUCGGUGUGUUUAUAAAUAAUACUGAAGUGUUCCUUUAAGAUUAUUUACUUCUCUCACCUGUUAAUCGGUUUUCUACAUAAAGUUGCCAUAGCCAUCUGUGUCGAAUUUAAUAACAGGAGAGUUGCUUUCUGUCAUGGCAACUACAGUGCCUGUGCUGAAGUUGCUGUGAUAACUCCUCUAGCAAAUGUAGAGAAAUACAGAAAAGGAGUGGGACAAAUGUUACUUUGUUCUAAUGCCGAUGCAGUAAAGCCAGUAUGUUGGCGUCAUAGUGGAAGUACCUCCCAACAGGGAGAGGUACAUUAUAUUAAUGUAACCUUCACCAAGUCUGGAUUAUGGUUGCCUGAAAAUGAGAUUUAAAAACCAACAAUCAGCUAUUUGUGGACUAACUUUAUACAUUUAUACAGAUUUACUGACAGAAAAAAAUGGGAAUUGUAGAUAAACCGCUCAAAGGCCACAAUUGCACACCAGCUUAUAAUAAUUGUAGUUUAUUAGACAGAGACUGAGUGUAGUAAUUUUACUAUGUUAUCUUAACUUUUAUUUAUUUAUUGCUUCUUAUUUCAAAGUCAAGUCCUGAGGACUCCGAGAAGAAACAAAGCAAUUACAAAGCCUACCGGAAUUUUCUUAACCGAGAAGGUCCAAAAGCAUUGGGAUCUAAGGAAAUUCCAGAGGUAAGUGACUCCUCUUGGCGAGAGCCAAACGUCUACACUGAUUACAAUAUUCAAAAUGUCAAUUGAUAUAUUGAUAGGAAGAAAGUAUGUAAUCCAAGUCCCCAUGGUCAAUGAGCUGAACAAUUUCUAGUGGACACAGUAGUUGCCAUAACUACAAGUGAGUGAAGUCGUUAUGGUGCCUGGCGUCCAUGGGGGCAUCAAGUCUCACAUAAUUGCUAAAUAAUUUACUUAUCAUUUAGCAGAGAUACUCGGCACCCUGCAGCCCAUCAUCCAACGAUGAACUAGUGGAGUGUUUUUGUAAUUUAUUUAUUUUAUUUUUUUUUUUUUUAAUGUUCAUUACAACCAAUAAAUUAGCGUCAUAUAAAGUAAAAGAGAAAUUGGUCAUUUAGGGAAAUAAUCAGUAAAUAGACAAAACCGAUAACCGGCAUAACGUAUUAAUAGAACAUCGAGGGGAAAGCUGGAAAAUUUAAGUAGAUAUUGAGGAGCAAAAUGCCAUCUUGUUCCUUCUCUUCUCUUUUUAUUUUUUUGUUUAUAUGGACUAUUUUAUUUAUUUAUUUUCAUGUUUUGUCUGUAAGGGUGCUGAUAACUGUAUGGAGGGUAUGACUUUUGUUAUCACUGGAGUCCUGGAGUCUAUAGAACGAGAUGAGACCAAAUCAUUAAUAGAACGGUAUGGAGGAAAGGUAACUGGAAAUGUCAGCAAGAAGACCAACUAUCUUGUUUUGGGUCGUGAUGGAGGCGAAUCUAAACGAGAGAAGGUAUAUCAUAGACUCGAAUUUUUGUGGUUUUGUCGUCUUUCUGGUUUCGAUUUUAACACUCCUAAUCGUAAAGUUUGCUUCUUGACUCUGAACCAAGCCUUUUAACAGAGCACUGUUGAUUACACUGUGGCAAUAGUAAUAGCAGAGUACUGGGCAAAGCAUUACCCUAACACUUUUAAAGGACCACUCUAGGCACCCAGACCACUUCAGCUUAAUGAAGUGGUCUUGGUGCCUGGUCCCUCUAGGAUUAACCUUUUUUUUUAUAAACAUAGCAGUUUCAGAGAAACUGCUAUGUUUAUACUGAGGGUUAAUCCAGCCUCUAGUGGCUGUCUCAUUGACAGCCACUAGAGGCGCUUGCGUGCUUCUCACUGUGAAAAUCACAGUGAGAGCACGCAAGCGUCCAUAGGAAAGCAUUGUAAAUGCUUUCCUAUGCGACCGGCUGAAUGUGCGCGCGGCUCCUGCCGCACAUGUGCAUUCAGCUGAUGAUGUCGCGAGCAAGGAGGAGAGGAGGAGUACAGCUCCCCGCCCGGCGCUGGAGAAAGGUAAGUGUUUAACCCCUUCCUCUCUCCAGAGCCCGGCGGGAGGGGGUUCCUGAGGGUGGGGGCACCCUCAGGGCACUAUAGUGCCAGGAAAACGAGUAUGUUUUCCUGGCACUAUAGUGGUCCUUUAAGCUCACUACCAAGGACUUUGUGUUUGGGGAGGGGGAGGGAGGGGGGGAAUAGUCUUAACGGUUAAUUGAAACAAAUGAUGUAUAGCUAGUACAUAAUGUUUUUUUUUAAUAAUAUAGCAUAAUACACUUUGCUUUUCAGGCAAACUAGAAUUUUUUACUUAUUUAUUCUUUUUUAGAGAUAUUUCACACUUGGUGUGAAAAAGGUAGUGUAAAAGCAAAAAUAAAAAUGUUCUCACAUAUGGUAGGUGUGACAAAAAUAGAUAAAUAAGAGUGGUCCAAUGUAGGUAUUGGUAAGGACCUCAAAACCUUACUACCAGUGAUAACAUGUGGCGCUUACACCAGUACAGCCUACUAAAAUUGGCAACAGAAUGUAGAAAGAAUGUCUGCAUUUGAGUUUUGAAUUUUGACUGUAGGAAUGAUUUCACCAAUUCAAACUUCCUUUACUGUUUGGAAGGAGAGGCCAAGCUGAUGUUUUCAGCACUCAGUAACUGAGUGACUAAUGGCUUCUGACAUGUAGAUUCAUUCUUCUACAGGAUAACUAUUCCUGGAGUGUAAAUGAGGCUUUAUGGACUACAUUUUAUUCUGCAAAGUACAUGAGAAUAACAAAUCUUUAAACUGUAUUCUGGAAGUUGGGGGUUUAAUGAAUAGUACAGUUCUAUGGAUCAGCAGAGUUAACUUAUUUUCCUCUUUGCAACUUCAAUUUCUUGUAGUCCAUGAUGCAAUAAUGAUCAAUUGGAUGAAAUCAUACAUUUUGCUAUGGUCUAUUGUGUAUUUAAUGUCAGGCAGUGUGGUGCUAUGUGUAAAUAUUAAUGUAUUUGUGUGUGUUAUCCAUCUAGGCAGAGAGUUUUGGGACGAAGAUUCUUGAUGAAGAUGGACUCUUUAGUUUAAUUCGAACUUUACCUGGAAAGAAAUCAAAAUAUGUGAUAAAGGCAGAAGCAGAGGUUAGUGCAUACUUCUGAUUCUUGUGGAAGUACUGCAACUUAGUCAGUCUGUCUUCCCCUCUAUUCAAAAUAAAUGGAUUAUUUGUGUUACUUUGAGAUACAUGGACUGAAAGUGGAGAUUAUCAUAUCAUUUAGAGUGGUGUGAUUCUGUUUUUGCAAUUCCUUAAAGGGAACUUAGUCACAAAGAUAAUCAUUAUUUCAGGAGUAUAUGUUUCCUUAUAGCAAAGUGAUCGCUGUUCUUCCCCUUUGCUCAGUGAACUUAAGUGAAAUAAAGGUGUUUGCAGCUCCAGUACUCCCCUGCUGCAGCAUCUAGCUCCUCCUCUGGUGAUUUCAGCAUUAAAGCUGACACAACACACAAUCUCCUGCAAUCCAUUGCUUCUCGUAGAGAACCAAUGGAUUAGAACAAGGCAUGCACAGCCAAACUCUGCUCUCCUCCAAUUAGAUGCUGCUCUUAGCUGUGUUUGAAUCCAGGACAGAGUGGUUGUUAGGAGGACAACUAUUAAGGUGGAUUUAACUCUGCAAUGUAAAUAUGUUUUAUAUUCCGGGGUUUGAACACACGGACCAAUGCACCCAGGCCACUUCAUUGAGGUGAAGAGGUCUGCAUUCCUUUUAGUGAUCUUUAAGUUUUAACUUUUUUUUUUUUUUAUUAUGAAUGAAUGUUAAUUUUUAAAAGCAGUUAUGUAAUGCAUUUCCACCUGAGUUCAUGGUCCCUAGCAAGUCUAAAGUAUUUAGAUGAAUGUUUUGGCAUUACACACAAUCUCUGUGAUUUGUCCAUUAUUUAUUAAGUGCAGCUCUAGAACUACUAGUUUCCAAAAGUCCAAAGAAAUAUGGGGGGAGGGGGAGGGGAGGGGGGGGAGAAGCUCAACAAUAAAUUGUGCAAAAAUCAUCAUCUCUGCACCCAGUAUCCUGUGUGAUUUAUAAUGACAAAAGUGCAUCAUGUGGCAUUUGCUUUACAAUUCCACGGAUUGAAUUCUAACUUUUUCUACUUUUUAUUCACUUAAGGCAAAGCAAAUGCAAACACCUGAACGAACAGAUAAAGUCAUGAAGAAACCAAGUCCAAGCACCAAAAAAUCUACUCCAGGAAAGAAGGUGUCACCACUCAAGAGAGAAACAAACGACUCAAAAAAGAACUUAACGUUGAAAGAUGAACGGAAAUCUCCUCCAAAGAAACUGGAUUUAAACACUAGCAAGUGUGAGAGCUUGCUCUGGGUGGAUAAAUACAAGCCCGUGUCCAUUAAAGCAAUCAUUGGGCAGCAAGGAGAUAUGAGCUGUGCCAACAAACUCCUCAAAUGGCUGAAAUCAUGGCAUCAGCACCAUUCUGGCGAGGAAAAGAAACCUGCUGGUAAUUAUGGAACCAAUGGUUUCAAGGGAAAACCCAUGCUUUUUGUUUAACCAGAUCUUUUUAGCUAGCAACAGGUUUAUACGAUUUAUUUAGAAACCAACCCUUGCUCUCAUGCCUCAUGGUGCUUGGAGAAUAUCUAGUAAUCCAUUAGCCAUAUGGAAUUCAUUGAGUUUGAUUCUCUGUUUAACCGUUUUCAGUACAAACUGGUAAGUUUUGUUUUUCUAACACACUGAGAGUAGAUUCUACAUUCAGUUGAUAGAUGUUUAAACCUCUUCAUUGGCAUUGGUCUGUUAAUUCACAUACGUAGACAACCGUGUGCCAGUAACUCUAUAAGCAUGCAGACAUGGUCAACAGGUAUUGUUGCUGUUCACACCAAGCACCAUAAUGGGGAAGAAGUAUGUUCUAAGUGACUGAUCAUGAAAUGGUUAUUGGUGCUACAAGUGGUGAUUUGAGUAUUUCAGACCGAAAACUGGGAUUUUCAUGAACAAUGAGAGUGGUGCAAAAUAAAACCUGACCUACACAUACUUAAGCAGAAGUGCAUCUCUGAAAGCACAGCACGUCAAACCCUGAAGUGGAUGAGCUACAGCAGCAGAAGUCCAUACUGGGUUCUGCUCCUUUCUGCUAAAAACAGGAAACUAUAAAGGUAAUGGGAAUAGAAGCACCACAACUGAGCAGUAGUGGACCGGAAAAACAUUGCCUGUUCUGACAAAUCUUGAUUUUGCUGGGUCAUGCGAUUUGUCAGAAUUUGGUGUAAUCCACAUAAGAUCGCCCAGCCUUGUGUCACAGGUUCAAGCUGGUGAGGGUGUGAAAAGUACAUAUAUUUUUCUGGAACACGUACAAAGACCUUUGAAGAAACACUUCAAGCAGCACAACUGUUGUAGUGAUUAUGGUGCUGCGAGUGCCCUGGCACCACCCCACGGUAAGAUAAGGACAAGCCAGAUAUCCCUGUAAAGUAAACCAUGGCCAAUGUACUGAUUAUGAGGAAAUUAAAUCCCUUUUUGUCACGUCUGUGGCAGAGGGAUUUGGCUGCUAGAUUAGGUCAAACCACUGACAAAAAAUGGUGGAACUGCACCCACAGCCUUCUGGUGCCUUAACCAUUGCACUGAGAACUAGUGGUUUAGGGGCUCAGAAUUUUCUUUUAAUUAAACAAUUUAUUAGCUAAAUGAAUGUCUUCUGAUGAAUUGCUGUAAUUUGCUCCAUAUAGUUUAACCCCUUAACGCCGUUACGACGUUCUAUGCCGUCCCGCAUUAAAUGGGCUUUAAAGCCGCUGCAGCGGCAUAGAACGCCGUAACGGCUUUGAGCCCCUGGAGGCCCGCGGUACUCACCUCCGCUGCAAUCCUCUUCUGGAGGGCUGCCUGACAGCCCAGGCAGCCCUCCCCAGGCAAAUGAGGCCCCCGGGGGCCAUGUGAUCGCUCUCAAAGAGCAAUCACAUGGCCCCCUAUAGCUGGCUGUGGAUCUGCCAGCAUGGGGACUGUCUGAAAUGUCAUGACAUUCCCCCUGCUGGUGGGAAAGUAAAAAAAUAAUAAUUAAACAUGUUCUAAAAUAAGUGUGUGUGUGUGUAUAUAUAUGUAUGUAACGUGAUACGUAAUGUAUUUUAAUGUUAAUAUAAGUACAUAUAUUAAUCGUAAAAUACACUUAGAAUAAUGUUACAUAUAUAUGAUAUAUAUAUAUAUAUAUAUAUAUAUAUAUAUAUAUAUAUAUAUAUAUUAUAUAUAUAUAUAUAUAUAUAAUUAUAAUUACAAUAGUUAAUCAAUAAAAUAAAAUAAAUUAUUUAAAAAAAAUUUAAAUAAAUUAUAUAUACAUAUGUAAUCUCAUUCUAACUAUAUUUUGUUAUUAAUACAUAUAUAUUGGUAACAAUACAUUUAGAAUGACAUUAUAUAUAUAUAUAUAUAUAUAUAUAUAUAUAUAUAUAUAUAUAUAUAUAUAUUACAAAUAACUGCAAAUAUUUAUAUAUAGAUAAAUAUAUAUAAUUACAUAAAUAACUACAUAAGUGUAAACGUAGAAUUUAAAUAUAUAUAUAUAUAUAUAUGUGUGUGUAUAUAUAUAAAAAUUAUACAUGUAUGCUUAAGUAAUAUUUUAACAUAAUUAUGUAAUUUAAUUAAUUAAAAUUUGAUUGACGUGUCUGACAACCCAGGCAGCAAGUGCAGAGAAUUAAAUUUGCACACACUAUAUUUAACCCUGUAACUUUCCAAGACACCAUAAAACCUGUAUAUGAGGGGUACUCUUUUACUCGGGAGACUUCGCUGAACACAAAUAUUAGUGUUUCAAAAUGAUAAAUUGUAUUACAACGAUGAUAUAUUUAGUAAAAGUGAAGUUUUUUUGCAUUUUUCACACACGAAAGGCACUUUUACUGAUGAUAUUAUUGUUGUAAUAUGUUUUACUGUUUUGAAAUACUUGUGUUUGUGUUCAGUGAAGUCUACCAAGUAUAACAGUACCCCCCAUGUACAGGUUUUAUGGUGUUUUGGAAAGUUAGAGAGUCAAAUAUAAGGCUUGCAUUUCAUUUUUUUCACAUUGAAAUUGGCCAGAUUGGUUAUGUUGCAUUUGAGACCGAAUGGUAGCCCAGGAAUGAGAAUUACCCCCAUGAUGGCAUACCAUUUGAAAAAGUAGACAACCCAAGGUAUUGCAAAUGGGGUAUGUCCAGUCAUUUUUAGUAGCCACUUAGUCACAAAUACUGGCCAAAUAUUAUUAUUAUUAUUUUUUUUCACACAAAAACAAAUAUGAACGCUAACUUUGGCCAGUGUUUGUGACUGGCUACUAUAAAAGACUUAACAUACCCCAUUUGCAAUACUUUGGGUAUUGUUGUACUCAUAAGACUUUGCUGAAUCCAAAUAUGUGUUUGUUUUUUUGCAGUUAAAGCUAACGGUAUUAUGACAUUUACAGCUAAAAUAUCUACAAUUUUUUUUUUUUAAAUCUUAAUUUCUCAAAGUCUUUUAAAUUGUAUUAAUAAUAAAUUAUGUUUCAAAUAUGAAUAGUUUAUGAGAAAUGAAAGCCCUGUUUCUCCUGAACAAAAUGAUAUAUAAUAAGUGUGGGUGCACUUAAUAUGAAAGAGGUGAAUUACGGUUGAGCAGACAUAUAGCGCAAAUUCCAGUUUUUGUUUACAUUUUGUUUUGAUCAGAACGUGCACUAUUGACUCCGUCCUGAAGGGGUUAAAAACAAAACAUUUUAUUCAUAAUGUAGUACAUAUUUUAAAACCUGUUGCAGAUGAACAAUGAAUGUAGUCAGUUAUGUUCUAGUGCUGUAAAUUCUUUUUGCUCUCAUUUUUCCCAUUUUUGUUUCCUUUAAAACAAUUUUCCCUUUUUUUUUUUUUUUUCUUUUUUCCAGCUAAAUUUAACAAAUUUGGAGGUAAAGAUGAUGGCUCUUCUUUUAAAGCAGCCUUGCUGUCUGGUCCACCAGGUGUAGGCAAAACGACUACAGCCGUCCUUGUCUGUGAGGUAAGUAGUUGCAUAGACUUUAGCAAUUUCCACUUCAGUGAAUGCCUUAGGCCAAGGGAUAUGUUUGCUCUGUUCUAGGUCCAACAGAUCAAUAGUUUUUUUUAUUUUUUUCCAUAUUACCAAUUAAUGGUAUGUUCAUUUAUACUAAUCACCACUGGAAGAUUUGUUUGCUCUUUUUCUUUCUUUUUUCUUUCUUUUUUUCUUUCUUUUUAUUAUGGAAUUAAAGCACACUUUUUGAUACCUUCGGAAGCAUUGAAAAGGCAUGGUUUACAUUGCUCAGCCAGCAGGGACCGGCUAUAGACACCAGAACCCCAACAUUAAGCUGGAGUUGUACUUAUGACUAUAGUGUCUCUUUUACUGCUACACUGGUGAUAGAUAUCACCAAAGGUCCCUCACUACCUCCCUUAGCACACCUUUUAUUUAGCUUUGCAUCUAACUUCUUUCACAGUUGUCAUUGCAGAGACCUGUGUUGGUACUUGGUCCCCACAUUUCCCUUGCUUAUUCUUUUUCCGACACCUCCAUUUACACUCCUGGUGGGCUCAUUAUGUUCAGCCCGUUUUCUUGGUAUUUGUAUGCCAGGAUAUUUAUCCUGGAUGCUCUGUGACCAUUAUUGCAUUGCUCUGUUUUACUUUGAUGGUCUUUUACUAUGUGAUACCCUGCCAGGUCAAUCAGGCGGUAAUGGUAUCUGCUAUGCCGUGUUCAGUCUGAGCAUACAGUAUCCUGCUCGUGACUGUUUCAGAGUGAUCUCCAUUGCUGACCAGCAGUUUGUGGCAGCUGCUGUUAUAAAUCAGACAGAUUUGAUGUUAAAUUUGGACAGUAGCAGAUUGUGAACUGUGACAGGUCUGAUUUACACACAUUCGCUGAUCUGAAAGUUUGGGAAUGAAAAUCCUUUCCUUGGAUAGCUAUUGUUUGGAAAAACUCCUAUCAUGUAUAGCCAGACAAAGGAUGGGUAUUUUUUGAAAAUACAAUAUCAAUGACCCUCACAGCUGUCCAGUGAAUCUGUAAGGUGUGCAUGAUGUAAGUUUUAUAUUCCACAGUAAAUAUGUUGAUGUAUGUCCCUGGGCUGCUGUUACUGAAGUCAUUAGAUGUUACUGCAUUUAAAUUCUGGAACUAGUAACCCUUACACAAUAUCACUGUUUAGUGAUUAAACCCCCACACUUGCUCUUUUGUCACGCCAUCUUCAUUUGUUAAUAAGUCACACUCCGCCGCAGCAGUUGCUCGCUGUGGAACAUCAUUUGGGUUUAAUUGAUCAUUAGAUACACUUAGCAGAGCAUGACGAUAAGCUUUAGUAUUAGAAAAAUAACUGCAUCUUUUUUUCUCAGGAGCUGGGCUACAGCUAUGUGGAACUGAACGCCAGUGACUCUCGUAGUAAAAACAGCAUGAAAGAGAUGGUUGCAGAGUCGUUGAAUAACACCAGCAUCAAAGGAUUUUAUUCUAGUAUGCAGUGUUUUUUUUUGGGGGGGGGCGGGGGGUGGUGUGGGGGGGAGGAGGGAGGUGUUAUUUAAGCAAACUGACCUGGAUUCACCUUUGUGACCAGGUUGCCCGCAUUGUAAAAUGAUUUUACUUGCAUGAAUUGGACCAAAGGUACAUAUUGAGCCAAUGUUUGCUUAAUGAUUUUAUGGUCUUCGUAGGUGCAUCCAAAUCUGUAAGCGUAAAACAUGCCUUGAUCAUGGAUGAAGUAGACGGAAUGUCAGGAAAUGAAGACCGAGGAGGAGUACAGGUAAACUAUUAAUGUGUUACUAGCACCAAAUACACUAGCAAUGGCCAAAAAAAGAGAUGGCAUCUGCUUUCUGACAAUGUCGUUUGCCGCAUAAAUCUGUACCCUGAUUCACAUAAUAUUUAUGUCAGGGCUGCAAAACAGGUAGAGCCCUAGAACUACAACUCCCAUGAUGCUUUGCAUGCCUUUAGAAUGCAUUUACAAUUUAAAAAGCUUCAUGGGAGUUGUAGUUCUACAACAUCUGGGGAUCUACCUGUUGGGCAGCCCUGAUUUAUGUGCUUAUUUUUAAUUAAUGGGACUCUCUCUAAGCACUACAGCUGACUGUAGUGGUUAUGGUGCAUUGAGGCUAUGAUAACAGUUCAUUCAGCAACAAAAAUACUCCUCCUUUGGCUCCAACAUCACAAUGUUGUAAGCAAGCAGUUAAUCAAAGGGUUUUGAUAGGCUUCAAGGAGCUACAAUAAACUCUAGUGAUUAUAAUGUGUUGAGGUUAACACAGGGAAAGAGUUUAGGCAUGCGUGGGAUAGGUAUAAGGCUGUCCUAAGUAUAAGAUAAGGCCAGUGACUAAUGAAAGUAUUUAGAAAAUUGGGCAGACUAGAUGGGACAAAUGGUUCUUAUCUGCUGUCACAUUCUAUCUCUCUAUGUUUCUAUGAGUGCUACUUUACUGAAAAUACCUUAGGAGAGUGCUGGUGGCUCUUAAGAGGCAUUUUCCAUUUUGUCUUCCCUUCAACGCAGGAGUUAAUUGGUUUGAUAAAAAAUUCCAAGAUACCUAUCAUCUGUAUGUGUAAUGACCGGAAUCAUCCUAAAAUCCGAUCGUUGGCAAACUACUGCUUUGAUCUCAGAUUCCAGAGGCCAAGGUUGGAACAGAUUAAGGUGAGUGUUUUUUGGAUGUGUGAAGGUAAUUAAUAUAUUUUGUAUCUUUUAAGUUGCCAUAAUUUUAUUGACUUGGUUAUAUAUUUUCUUACUAUGGUUUGUAUAAUGCAGGGUGCAAUGAUGUCUGUGGCAUUUAAGGAAGGAUUAAAAAUCCCACCACCAGCCAUGAAUGAAAUCAUCCUUGGUGCAAACCAGGAUAUCCGACAGGUAAGAUACUGUGUCUUUGAAUCUUUUCUAUUGCUGCAGUAAUUUAUCCUGUCUUCCCAUAUUAAUGCGUUCUUUCCUCAGGUAUUGCACAAUCUCAGUAUGUGGUCAGCUAGCAAUAAAUCUAUGUCCUACGAUGAGGCCAAGACCAAUGCCAACAAUGCUAAAAAGGACAUUAAAAUGGUAAGCAAAAAUUAGCCUCUAUACUCUUUUGUACAUACUAGCACGUUACCUAGAUACAUCAUGAGUGCAUCCUUUAGUUACUGGAUUAUGCAGCAUUCUUCAAGGAACCAGCAAUGAUACAAAGUGUAUAGUAUACUUUGAGGAAACCAUAACUUCUGCUGGUGCCUCAUGCUUUGUACCUUUCAUUUCUCAUGCCCCCGGGUACCUGUUUAAGCAGUUAACGUAUUCAGAGGAAAUCUGAGUGAAACAUUGUAAUCUGUUGUUCCUGGUGUAACCAGUGUCACAAUGCAUGUCUUUUCAUGGUGAUCUCCUAUUUUGGCAGGGCCCGUUUGAUGUUGUCCGCAAAGUAUUUGGCUGUGGAGAGGAAACUGCUCACAUGACCCUUAUUGACAAAUCAGACCUGUUCUUUCACGACUAUUCUCUAGCACCUCUUUUCGUGCAGGAGAACUAUGUCCAUAUGAAGCCUGCUGCAGCUGGGUCAGUACUGAUUUCACAUGGCUUUUUCAUAUCCCUCAUGCACCAUCGUGCCUCCUAAUCAAUAUUCCCUUUUUUUUUUUCUUUCUGGAUUCAGUGGGAACAUGAAAAAGCAUUUACUUCUCAUGAGCAAAGCCGCUGAUAGUAUUUGUGAUGGUGACCUUGUUGAUCGGGUGAUCCGCAGUAAGCAGACCUGGAGCCUUUUGCCCACACAGGUAAAUAUAGAUUUAAAUAAUUAGUGGAGCCCGUUUUGAUCUUAUUGUGAAAUGAUCAAACUAUUGUGUUGACGUAUUAACAUGUUAGGAUUAUCGUUGGUGGUUACGUAUUUUUCCAAACCUUUUAAUAUUGUAACAUAAAGCUAUAAAGAAAGCUGAAGAUUUCCAAGAACUCCUACUGUAGAGGAAGAAGGAAGAAAGUGACUUUCUAAAGGCAAUCAGAUUUUUCUCCUAACCAUUAAUUUGUAAUGCCAGUAUGAACACAUUUAUUUUCCUCACCUUGAAUAAAAAGAGUUGUAAAAUAAGUGGACUUAGACGACAGGGUUUUACAUAUCCCUCUUUAAUAUUGUUUCUGUACAGGCCAUCUAUGCCAGUGUCCUGCCCGGUGAGCUGAUGAAAGGUUACAUGUCGCAGUUUCCUAACUUCCCAAGCUGGUUAGGGAAGUUUUCAUCGACUGGCAAGCAUGAUCGCAUUACUCAGGAACUUGCUAUGCAUAUGUGUCUCAGGUAAGAGAUGUGAUAACCUGACAUCACUCCGUUUUAUAUACUCCCUGGCUAGGGAGUUUCCAUAGCAACCACAGCUUAUGUGCUGAUGGUUACUAUCCUUUGGAGAGCAGAGGGAUCUCCUGUGGGUCGUUUCUUCUGCUCUCUUUUGUCAGUCAAUGACUUGGCAUGCCGAGGCAUUGACUGACAGCUGGGAGAAAAGCCUUGUUUUAAGCUUUUUUCUGGAUCUAUACAUCUACUAGCACAGAUUAAAUGUUAUGCUCAAUCUAACUAUGUUGCAGGUUUUCUUAAUGCAGAUGAGUAUAUUUUAAAUCAUAUUGUCUGCCAUCUAGAUACUCUACCUCAUAUUCUCUUACUACCUAUAGCUCACAUAUGGUUUCUUGUUGUUAUCAUUAAUACAAUAAUUUCAUUGUGCUUUACAAUUUUGGAAAGGGGAUAUUUGUACGAUGUGCUCAAACAAGCAUACAAUCUAUGAAGAUUUCAGCUAGGCAGGUAUAUAUUGUUAGAUGUCUAGAUCAGUGAUUCCCAAACUUUUUAGGUUCAAGGCGCCCUUAAUAUUUUUUUUUUUUUAAAUUCUUUAUUUUUAGUUCGACACCAAGUACCACUGACCAGCAAAAAGUGGCCCUCGCAGGGGUCCUUAUGUAACAUACAUUGCAGUGAGUUAUACAAUGAAGAGUAAAAGGUUUGUCGGAUGGUCUGGUUAUCGUGGACCGUGUGGUGCCUGUUUUCGGUUUUGGGUCCGUUCAGGACCUUUUAUCAAACGUGAACAAAAACUAGUACUUUACAGUGUAUUUAACAUUGAGACAUCAUAAUAACCUUCAGUCUUACACAAUCCUAAUUUCCGUCUAGCCGUUGCGUCUUGGUUUGGGUCUUUGUCGACUGCGUCUCCCGGCGGUCAUGUCAGCCGGCUGUCCUAAGUUUUGGAGUCUCGUAUAUUCAGUGGUUUGAAAAGUUGGGGAGGAGGGGGGGGGGGCCACCAACCGGUGCUGUGGGGAUGGAGCAGGAGGGGGAAAGGAAAUAGUUGGUAUAUCUCGGGGCGCACGGCGGGAGGAGGUCCGCCAAACCACUGCAAACCUUUUCCAGGCUAUAUAACAUUUUCGUUAGCGUACACUUCCCAGGGAAGCCAGAUUUUUUGGAAUGUUUUUUCCGUAUUUCUGAUUUGUGCUGUGAGUUUGUCCAUCAAAUAGGAGUCUUUGAUUUUAACUAUCACGUCGUUGUCUGUGGGGACUGUAGGUUGAAGCCACAUUUGCGCGAGGGCUCGUCUCGCAGCCAGUGUGAGUUUAUUUAAAAGUUGUUGCUCCUUCCUAGGAAGGCCGUCCGUUGGUCGGGACAGUAGCAUCGCCCAGGGAUCUAAGUCUAUGUGUCGCGUGAGUACCUCUUUCACUAAUGUUUGGACCCGUUUCCAGUAUUUGGUCACUUCAGGGCACUCCCACCACAUGUGAACAAAGGUGCCUUUGCCUCCGCAGCCUUUCCAGCAUGUGUCUGUCGUGGUUUUCCCCAUCUUAUGGAGUUGUACCGGUGUUGUGUACCACCUCAUGAGCAUUUUAUAGGAUUGUUCCUGGUGUAGUACACAAAUUGACGUCUUGGCCGUCGCUUCCCAGAUAUCCACCCAGUCCUCCCCUUCUAUAGCCCCCCCUAGGUCCUCCUCCCACUGGUGUAUAUAUCUAGGGUCUGCGGUUCCCUUUUCUGGGGAACUCAACUGCGCAUAUAUGGCCGUGAUCAGUCCCUUUUGUGUAGAUUCUGCGUUGCACAUUUGUUCGAAAUUUGUCAUAGGGGUCUGUGCUGCUUUUUUAAUAUCUGGGUUUUUGGCAAAGUCUCUCAACUGUACAUAUCUGAAUACGUCUUUGGUUGUCAGGGGGGACAUGGCUUUUAGGGUGUCAAAGGUUUUGAAGGAAUCGCCGUCAUACAUAUGUCCGUAUCUUUGCAUUCCUGUGUCUUCUAUCCCCCUAAAAUCUCGUGCGGUCAGCCCGGGUUCGAAUGCUUUGUUCCGUAAGUAUGGAGUCAGUGGCGAGGGUGUGUGUUUUAGUGCGUAUUUGGUGGCUGUUAGAUCCCAGAUCCUUAUGGAAUUAAGGAUCGCCGGACAAGAGGUGCGUAGGGGGGGUCUGUCUUGUUUGGGUACCCAGAUCCAAAAUUGUGGGAGGUCUGUACACAUAAGUUUUGUCUCUAGGUCUACCCACCUGUGCAAACCCUCCGGGGUGUGCCAUGCUAUUAUUUGGGCUAGUUGCGCCGCCAGGUAGUAUUGAUAUGAGUGGGAGUCCCAGUCCACCCUUCGCUUUCGGUCGGUACAUUACUCGUCUAGCAAUCCUGUGUCUUUUCUGCGCCCAAAUGAAGUUAUCUAUGUGUUUCUGGAUCAUCUGCAGGUCUUGUUUAGUGACUUUGGUGGGUAGGGCCUGGAACAAGAACAAUAGUCGUGGGAGUAGUGUCAUUUUAAUUGCGUGUUGUCUGCCAAUCCACGAUAUGGGCUUUUCAUGCCAUUUUUCCAAGUCACGACAAAGCGCCUGGAUUAUAGGCGGGUAAUUGGCACUAUAUAGUUUCGCCGGGUCUGAGGUGAGUUUAACGCCGAGAUAUUUAAUUUCGGAUCUCGUAAGUUUGAAGGGAUAGGCGUUUUUAAUGUCGUUAACGCUGUCUGCAUCCAUUUCUAUUGGCAUGGCCACCGAUUUUUCCAAAUUUAUUUGAUAGCCUGUGAUGCGUCCGUAUUCCUCUAGGAGGGUCAUAAGUCGGGGCAAGGAUUCUCUCGGGUUGGUGAUCGUGACCAGGACAUCAUCCGCGUAUGCGGAGACUUUGAAUUCUUCGUCCCUCGCUUUGACCCCGGUUAUGUGCUCGUCCUCCCGUAUCCUCUGCAAGAGAGGCUCCAACGAGAGGACGAACAGCAAAGGGGAGAGGGGGCAGCCCUGUCUCGUGCCGUUGGCGGGCGUAAAUGGGGUCGGGGUUGCUCCCUGUACGUUGGGCGCCCUUAAUAUUUUAAUAAUUUUUCAAUGCACCCCAAGUCAAAAAAGUUUUCAGAUUGUAUAUAUGUACAGCGCAGUGGCAUACAGUGAGGGGAAUAAAGUAUUUGAUCCCCUGCUGAUUUUGAAUGUUUGCCCACUGACUAAGAAAUGAUCAGUCUAUAAUUUUAAUGGUAGGUGUAUUUUCACAGUGAGAAACAGAAUAACAAAAAAAAAAUUCCAUAAAAACACAUGUCAAAGUUAUAAAUUGAUUUGUAUGUCAAUUAGUAAAAUAAGUAUUUGACCCCUUCAACUUAGCACUUGUUGGCAAUCACAGAGGUCAGAUGUUUCUUGUAGUUGGCCACCAGGUUUGCACACAUCUCAGGAGGGAUUUUGUCCCACUCCUCUUUGCAGAUCCUCUCCAAGUCAUUAAGGUUUUGAGGCUGACGUUGCCAACUUGAACCUUCAGCUCCCUCCACAGAUUUUCUAUGGGAUUAAAGUCUGGAGGCCACUCCAGAACCUUAAUGUGCUUCUUCUUGAGCCACUCCUUUACCUUAAUGUGCUUCUUCUUGAGCCACUCCUUUGUUGCCUUGGCUGUGUGUUUUGGGUCAUUGUCAUGCUGGAAUACCCAUCCACGACCCAUUUGCAAUGCCCUGGCUGAGGGAAGGAGGUUCUCACCCAAGAUUUGACAGCACAUGGCCCCGUCCAUCAUCCCUUUGUUGUGGUGCAGUUGUCCAGUCCCCUUAGCAGAAAAACACCCCCAAAGCAUAAUAUUUUCACCUCCAUGUUUGACGGUAGGGAUGGUGUUCUUGGGGUCAUAGGCAGCAUUCCUCCUCCUCCAAACACAGUGAGUUGAGUUGAUGCUAAAGAUUCAAAGAUUUUGGUCUCAUCUGACCACAACACUUUCACCCAGCUCUCCUCUGAAUCAUUCAAAUGUUCAUUGGCAAACUUCAGACGGUUCUGUACAUGUGCUUUCUUGAGCAGGGGGACCUUGUGGCCGCUGCAGGAUUUCAGUCCUUCGCAGUUACCAAUUGUUUUCUUGGUGACUAUGGUCCCAGCUGCCUUGAGAUCUCAUUUACAAGAUCUUCUCAUGUAGUUAUGGGCUGAUUCCUCACUGCUCCUAAUCUUAGCUCGUUACCUGUAUAAAAGACACCCGGGAGCCAGAAAUCUUGCUGAUAGGGGAUCAAAUAUUUAUUUCACUCAUUGAUAUGCAAAUCAAUUUAUAACUUUUUUUACAUGCGUUUUUCUGUAUUUUUUUUUAUUUUUUUUAUUCUGUCUCUCACUGUUGAAAUACACCAGAACCUAAUCUUGGGAGGGGCACUGGUAGAUUAUUUAAAGAAACAAUCCAGCCACAAUAACCACUACAGCAGUUUGUAGUGGUUAUGGUGCCAGUAGUGCCAUAGUGUGCUCCCAGAGUAAAUACUAAAACUUUUUAAGAACUGUUUAACGACUUAGCCUCCCAGGUGGAAAGCCUCAAAGCACAGCUGGAUGCGUAUGACACGAGGCUAGCUGAUAUGGAGGAUAGAGGGCGACAGAAUCAUCUCCGGUUGCGGGGCAUCGUGGAAGCCAUUGGACCGGCUGAGCUUCAAGCGCAUGUCACAGGCCUAUUCAAGGCCCUCCAACCAGAUUUGCCAAUGGAAAUGCUACUCAUAGACAGAGUCCAAAAGCCCAAGUCUAUACCGGCAGAGGUCCCUAAUGAUACCAUAUCAAAGAUGCUAUCCUGAGAGCAAACAGAAAUGCCAGAGACUUGCCAGCCCCAUACACCGGACACUCUGAUCUUCGCGGACAUUUCGGCCUUCUCACUCAGGAAGAGACGGGCCUUCUCCAGCAUCACAGGCCUGCUACGCAGCACCAUCUGCUUUACCGCUGGGGAUUCCCGGUCAAGCUGCUGAUCCACAGAAAUAGCAAGACGGUGAUAGCCAAACCUGAAGAAGGCCACAAGGUGCUGCGAGGCUGGGGUAUGGAACUGCGUGAGAGCCCAGAAUUCGACCGGCAAGCACGCAGACUUUCUCCAGAAUGGAAGAGAGCCAGACGGCUGUAAAAAUAACGCAAGUUCUGAUUACUAUGUUUAAUGUUUUAUUUGUGCCUUGUUACAGUGCGAUAUUGCCAUGGUUAGACGGCAAUUUAGUGGAUGAGGCCCACAGCUAACAUUGAGAUUUAAAGGUUGUACAUAGUUGAGACAUGGUGCAUUGAAAAAUUUAAAAGGCUAACCGAUGCUCAGGCUGCGGACCCAAUGACCCCCACUGUGCAGGUGCUUCAGGCCUUAAGACAGGAGAAGGACGAAGGUUGGCUACCGCUCCCCCCACCCCCACCAUACACAUGGCAUGCCCUUUCCUUUCCACUUUUCCUCUCUCAUCCCCUUCUGCCCACGUGAGAAGGGCAUCCAUUUUUGAUGCUCAGGGAUUAUCUGCUACACUGGAUAGAGAGAGCAUUUAUCAGAGUGUGUUCUAAUGCAGCAAGCUGACAAUUAUUAUUAGAAAUAUGUUGCAAAAUUCAGAUAUAGUGCAGAAAUUACACUACAUUUUCUAUAUUUUCCCACGCAUUUCCUGAAGGAUUCCCACCCUACUAUUCUCCAGCGGGAAUAUCUGCACCAGUUCCAUGCCACCGCCAACACAAAAACCAAAGGGACUUCGAUCCUUAUUAGUAAACAUGUAGCCUUCCAGCUACACUCCCAACUUCUUGACGAGGAGGGUAGAUCAUCCUGGGAACACUUAACGAAAUGCAGUAUACAAUAGCCAACAUAUAUGCCCCGAAAACUGGCAAGAGAAACUUUAUCCAAAAAAUCCUAUACAGACAGGCAUAAUGGUCAUAUGUGGUGAUUUCAACCACAUCAUGGACAUCACUUUAGACACAACUCUCCCAUCCAGUAGAGCUAGCUCUCAUCCCCUAAAGAGACAAUGCCGUGUGCUCCAAAAACUAUUACAGGAACAUCAUCUUUGACAUUUGGAGGGUACACCAUAGGGGGGAAUGAGAGUAUACUUAUUUCUCCUCGGUCCAUGACUCGUUUUCGAUGAGACCUAGACCAGGUCUUGCAAUGGAUGAAAGGGCUGGGGGGGUGGUCUGACCAUGCACCGGUGACACUAAUGUUAAAAGACCUUUACGACACUAGACACCGUAGCCCCUAGAGACUCAAUGGAUCUCUCCUGCGGGAUCCGGAGUUUGCUCGGGACAUACAGACACAACUGUCCCAAUAUUUUAUUGAAAAUAAGACACAGGACACUUCCUGCUCCACUCUUUGGCAAGCGCAUAAGGCAGUGGCCAAGGGCAACCUCAUAAAUAGGGUUUCCUACCUUAAGAAAAGUGCCCAAGCCUAGACCAAGGAUUGGCAAAAGACUCUCUAUGUCAUGCUUAGACAAAACCAAAUCACCCCAUCUGACGCACUUCGUACCCAAAUAGCACAGAUUACCAGACUGCUUAAUCAACAGGCGAUUAACAACACAAGAUACAUGCUGAGAAGACUUAAGACUACUCACUACCUGCAAGGGAACAAAGAAGGUAAGGUGCUUGCUACUCAAAAAAUAGCACACCUCCUCUCCCACACAGGGGACAAAGUCUUGGCACAAUAUAAUACUCCAAGUUAAAUAACAUUCGUAUUGAAAAAAAACAUAUAUCACUGAACUGGUUCUGACAUAGGCACAUAUUUGGAUCCCAUCCUAUUGCCCACACUGUCACCGACCCAACAACACGAUCUAUCCUCAGCUAUCAGAAGAUGAGGUCGAUUUGUGGACACAUUAAACGCAGCCAUAAACUCGGGCAAGAUGCCUCAAGAAACCCUGUUAGCCCAUACAGUCAUCCUCCCUAAACCUGGGAAACCACCCACCCACAAAACUUUUGUCUUAUAUCGCUCCUCAAUAUGGAUGCAAAAUCCUGGCCACUAGACUCAGCUGCAUUCUGCCCCAUGUCAUACACCCAGACCAAGUAGGAUUUAUUAAGGGGAGACAAGGGGGCGAUAAUACCUGCAAGGUCCUGGACAUCAUGUAUGGCCUUAAGCACUCCUAACAGGGAUACCUGGUGCUUUCGCUAGAUGCGGAGAAGACCUUCGACCAUCUGCACCGGGGAUUCCUGGCAGGGUCCUAGGAAAGUUUGGAGUCCCGCGGGAGUUCAUGGUGGCGGUCGGGGCCUUGUAUCACAAACAGCACAGCUUUUAAAUGCAGGGUUCGGUUUGGACCCCUUCCACAUAACCAACACCAUGCUGCAGGGGUUCACACUGUCUCCAUUGCUAUGUCAUGGUGCUGGAGCAUCUGGCUGCACUGAAUAGGCAAAAUAACGCCAUACAUGGUAUCGGAGUGGGAGAGAGGGAGUUCAAAACCAACCUCUUUGCCGAUGACGUCGUAAUUAUGCUAUCCCAACCAGAGGUCUCCCUCCCAAACCUCCUGAGUCUGAUCAGUGACUAUGGAAAAUAUUCAUAUUACAAAAUGAAUAUGGCCAAAACCCAAGUCAUGAGCAUAGGCAUCCCGGCGAUACAGACAGGUGCAUUAAAAGCAUCCUUUCUGUUCGUCUGUAAACCUCCCUGCCGAGGAGGACCCUAUCCAUUACCUACAACAUACUCAAUGUCACCUCCACAAAACACGCAGAAUCAUAUACACCCUGUUCCAAAUUAUUAUGCAAAUUAUAUUUUUCUCAUUUACCUCAAUAAUUGAUGUAAAUAAGUCAGCAUAAUUCUCAUGUUAUCAACUAUUAAGAGUACAAUUAAAAUUUUAUUGAACAAACCUAAUGAUAACAGUAUUUUAUUUUAUUUUUUUAAACAUAAAAAACUUACAAUGCACUGUUCCAAAUUAUUACGCACAGUAAGUUUCAAAAUUUUUUUUUUUUUUUUUAAAUUCUUUAUUUUGUCACAGUCAACAAGAUAUAUAUAUUGCGUGUAAUACAUUCAAUGAAGCAUAUCACUGUUUUUAAUGUUCUGCAGACAUUGGUGGGAUAGCGAUGUUGGCUGUGAUUUUUUUUUUUUGUUUUUGUUUAUGGUAAUGUAGCUUGUUACUGCCAUGGUCAUGUCUUUAGCGAUGGUUGUGGUUAGUGUAGGUGUCAGGGACAUGUAUGGCUCUGUGGUAUCAGAAAGUGAGAGAAAGUGCGAUAUAUUUCUAUGGUGGGUUGGGUGCUGAGUGGGCUCAGCUCCACUUGGUUGAGUAAGUGUAAGUGGUUCCUAGCGCGGAGCUGGGGGGGGGUAAGGUGUUCGUUAAGGAGCUAGUGUUUCUGAGUUUCGGCUUGUUUAGGUCUGGGAGGUGGCGGAGAUGGGUGCGGCCCGCUGUUAGUGCAUGGUGUGGUAUGUUGCACCGUGUCUAAGCGGUGUAUAUAACACAAACAAAAAACAGAGGGGGUACAAUACAAACGGUAUAACUUAUGCUGCGUCUACAGUUUCUCAGCGUGAGGCUGGCCCUAUGAGGUGCCUGUGCCUCAUAAUACGAGAAGAAGAAGAAAAAAAAAAAAAUCCCAAGAGGUUAAGUAACCAUAUAUAAAAGAAACUAUAUAAAUGAAAAGAUGUAAUGUCCAGAGUCACGUGGUUGCACGGCUGGGUAUGUUCCGAUUUGCCGGGAUGAACGGGACAGAGUUGGCCGGGUCCCAUGUUGUCGGUGCCGGCGUUGCUGCGUGGUUCAGGCCCAGAGUGGUCAGGGUUGCCUCUAUCUGCGAUGCCUCCGCUACCUUGAUCUCCGUGUUUUGGUGCUGGAUAAUAAGCAUGUGUGUUGGGCCCCAUCGGUACUUGAUUCCUUUCGUUGAUAGUAUGGAUGUGAGGGGUCGUAGCGUCUUCCGCCACUGAAGUGUCGGUCGGGAGAGAUCUGAGUAGAAGGUAAUGUCCAUUUCCUCAAAGCGGAAUGGGGGUUUCCCCCUCACUGCUUUCAAGAUGGCUGCCUUAUCUUGGCCGUUUUGGAAUUUGACCAGUAGGUCGCUGGUGUUGGAGGCCGCAGCUGCAGGAGGCUUUGGGAGCCAAAACAUCCCCUCUAGUGUGAUACCUUUUGCUUGUUUGGGUGACAACAGUGCUGUGAAGAGCCUACGCAGGCAGUGGGGCAGUUCUGCUUGUGUGAUAGUGUCCAUGAGGCCCCUGAUCUUUAGGUGUUUCCACCUUCUCUUGUCCUCCAUUGCUGCUAAUUGGUGACUCAGAGUGGUGUGAGCUGCAGUGAGAGUGGCAAUCUGAUUCUGCAGCCCUAGGAUGUGGGCUGCAUGCGUUGUGGUUGUCUGCUCAAUUAUAUUUAGGCGCCCGUUAAACCCCUUGAGGUCCUCUCUCACCUGGGAGAUUUCUGAGGAGAGGCUGUGGCGGAGGUCCGCCAGGAGGCCGGUAAGUAUCCCUGUGGUGAGUGGUUCUGACCCUUUGGCUGCUGGCUGGGCAGAUGUUGGAGGGUUGAUUCCCCGCUCUUCUGUAUCGUGGAGGGAGUAGUCAGCCGAGUCAUCUGAGAAAUCUCCCAUGUCCGCCGCCAUGUCAGUUCUCCCCGCGCCAUGCGGUCCCCUCAGGAGGUCGCCGAUAUCGGCACAGAAUCUCGGUCGAUCCGGACGGGGUUUCUUAGUUUUUCUCCCCAUCGUAAGGAGAGCUGUCCGAGGCUUGUUGGGGGGUGUUACACCCCUGUGUUCAGCAGGAUUAGGGCGUUUUUCGUGCCCGUUUGUCGGAGCUCAAGCAGAGAGCGACCGUUGCCGUCGGGUGCUAGCUCCGCCCCCUCAAAACACUUUAUAGGUUGUAAAGAACUGAAAACUGUCAUUUGUUGUGUUUGCAGCAUAUUUACUGAAAUCAAAAGCUAUUUCAAUCAAACUUAUAACAACAUUUUAACUUUUUAAACAUUUUAACAGGUCACGUUACAUUUAACAUAGGACCCGUUAUUUGAUAGCAGCUUCACAAGUCUUGCAUCAAUUGAACUUUUGAGUUUUUGGACAGUUUCUGCUUGAAUUUGUUUGCAAGAUGUCAGAAUAGCCUCCCAGAGCUGCUGUUUGGAUGUAAACUGCCUCCCACCCUCAUAGGUCUUUUGCUUGAGGAUGCUCCAAAGGUUCUCAAUAUGAUUGAGGUCAGGGGAGGAUGGAGGCCAAACCAUGACUUUCUCUCCUUUUAUCCCCAUAGCAGCCAUUGAUGCAGAGAUAUUCUUUGCAGCAUGAGAUGGUGCAUUGUCAUGUAUGAAGAUGAUUUUAUUAUGGAAAGCAUAGUUCUUCCUUCUGUACCAGGGAAGAAAGUGGUCAGUCAGAAACUCCACAUACUUUGCACAGGUCAUCUUUACACCUUCGGGGACCCUAAAGGGGCCGACCAGCUCUCUUCCCUUGAUUCCGGCCCAAAACAUGACUCCACCACCGUCUUGCUGACGUCGCAGCCUUGUUGGAACAGGGUGGCUGUCCACCAACCAUCCACUACUCCAUCCAUCUGGACUAUCCAGGGUUGCACGGCACUCAUCAGUGAACAGGACUGUUUAAAAAUUAGUCUUCAUGUAUUUUUCUGCUUGUGAGCAUUGGUUAGUGGUGGCCAAAUAGAAGGUUUAUGCACAGUUGCAAGACUCUGGGGGACUCUACACCUUGAUGUCCGUGGGACUCCAGAGGCACCAGCAGCUUCAAAUAUUUGUUUGCUGCUAUGUAAUGAUAUUUAAGCAGCUGCUCUUUUGAUCCGAUGCAUGGAUCUGGCAGAAAUCUCAGGAGCUGCUAGAGUUCACUCUCACGAGUUUCGGAGCAUUCCGUGGCAAUGCUUCAAGCUCACGAGAGGAGAACCUGGCGGAGCUGCAGGUUAGAGCUCCCCAGGGUCCUCUCUCCCUCCCCUGCCGGCUGCAGCAUUACACUGCUAGUGGGACAAGAGGAAGAUUGCUGAUCUCCCCUCCAGAACCUUGCCUCCCUCUCAGCCGACAGGGGAGAGGGAGGCAAGGUUCCCGGUGCAUGAUCGUAGCACCGAGAAAAUAUCUUGCGGCUCCCGUGUGCCCACACAGUUUAGGACUCGCUGGUCUAGACCAAGGACACUUACUGGUAUGGUGGUCUGACAAGGAUCUGAACCAGAGUUUCCCAGUUCUAAGGAAGUGACAUUACUGCCGAUAUUGUUUCACCCUUGUCUGAAAUGUCCUUCUUGGUCCUCUCUUUUUCUCUUUACUUCUUGCUGUACCUCUUUUGUGGUCCCUAUGUUCUCCUUGUGCUCUUUUCUCCAGACAGUCCAUCUUUUAGUUCCCACCUUGUUUGUAUCUCUACAAAUAGAAGAUAAUACCACUCAGUAGGUGUAAUACAACACACAAACCCUCACUGAGCAUUCCUGACCCACACAGUUUUCUAAACACUUGGUCAUUCACAGUUGCACUACUAAAGUGUCACUACCCCUCAAAAUUAUUCUGUGAAUCUUAUUCUCCUGGAUUAUCUUUUUAAACAAAUUUAAAACUGUUAUGAUAUGAAUAUCCUCAAAUGUAGUUAAAUAUGUGUGUGUACCAGCUGUGUUCUACAGCCUAUAUAAUUGUUUUACAAUGUGUUCAUUUUAGAACCCAUACAAGCAAGCGUGAUCUGAACCUGGACUACUUACCUUACAUGAGAGACACACUGGUCAGGCCCCUGUCAGUGCGUGGAGCCGACGGCGUGCAGGACGUGGUGGAUAUGAUGGACAAUUACUACUUGAUGAAAGAAGAUUUUGAUAACAUUAUGGAAAUAUGCAAUUGGGGAGGAAAACCUGGACCCUUUUCUAAACUUGAUCCCAAGGUAUGAUGAUAAUCCAUGUUAGGAUUCACUAGUGAUGGUGUGUCAGCAACAACUAUACAGUCUGCCUGUGUCCUGUCCUAUUUCAUUCAGACGUGGACAUCUCCUGGCAUUCAGAAAAGGCAGAGUAUCUUGGGAGAUGUAGUUUAAAGCAGCUGGACUACCCAAAGGUGGUCAUCAAUACAAAUCUGCUUUAUUUUUGAGAUUAGAGAUUAACAAGGUGAAGAAAAGUGCAAAAGUGAAUCAGGUUCAGUUUUCCAGGAAUCCAGAUUGCUGAUCCAGAAAAGAAUGCCUAAAUCACAAAAAGUUAAGUUUUCAAACCCUAAACUGCUUAGUAGGUGACAUCACACUGUGUGUUACAAACUGUACAACAUGGUGGGAUUGACAUUGCACAAUGGAAUCCCCCAAUAUUCACUUCCCUGCCUGAGAGUAUUGGGGGUUAGAUUCCCACCCAGCAGCUUCUGUUUGCAGCUACCAAAAUCCAUGCAAAUAGCAGCUACUGCCUGAGCGUGUAAUUUCCACCAGCUCUGCACACAAGGAUAUGGCUUGAUUUUUCUCUAACAUUAAAGGUGCAUUAGCUCUAAUAUUAAGGCUUAUUUGAAUGUCAUUAUGUACACAUUAGAUGCAUAAAGCUGUAACGUGUUAGGUGGAAAUUCAGUCAUGUGGUUCUGAUUUACAAUAAACAACAAAACAAAAGACUGGUUUUUAGUCGUCCUUUGACCGUGUCAGAGAUUGUGCUUGUUCCUUGCCAUUCCAGCCACAGUGAAAGAGAGCAGGCACAUACUCACAGAUGUGUAGACAUGUUUAAAUACACACACUUGCUCCUGCCUGGCUGCAAUUCUCUCCCAUUCUCUAUACUAUUAUGCAAGUGAUGUGCUGCAGGGAGUGAGACACUGUAUCUUUCUUCCCAAAUCAUCAUUUGACUUGUCUGCAAAGCAAGAGGGAACAAAUUAAUGACAGCACUCCUGAACUGUGGCUGCUACAAGGAAGAGUAACUCCCAUCAACCUCAGGAAGCCUGGGACCUGUAUGACGCUGUGCUAAGGUUUUAGAUCUGUGCUUUGCCAAAAUGUAAUUACAUGUUGUGAUGUUUUUACUUUGCAGUAUGGUGAUUAAUAUAAUCAUCUUCCCAAUAAAGUAAAAUACAGAUUCUAAUAUAUAUAUAUAUGUUUGUAUUUGAUAUAGAUAGAUAGAGAUGGAUGUGGGUGUGUGUGUGUGUGUGUGUGUGUGUGUAUAUAUAUAUAUCUAUAUCUUUCUCUAUCUUAGCAGCAUAGCUGUCCCAGUAAAAUGAACAAUGUUUAAUGUUUCUUGACUUCUUUUCACAGGUUAAAGCUGCCUUUACCCGUGGCUACAACAAGGAAACCCACCUGACGCCUUAUUCUAUCCAAAUAGUCAAGGCUUCAAAACGAGAGGCUGUUUCAUCUUUAGAUCCAGAGAACAAUGAGGAGGCAGCGGAGUCUCAGAACGAAGAGAAAGAGGAAGACAUUGAAACUGAUGCAAUGAUCAAGGUAAUUGUGAUAUUUAGUCGGCAUGUGACAUUCGCUUGCUUUGUUUCCCAGUUCGUUGUGUAUUUUUGUCUUGGAGUUUUCUCACACCCAAUGCUAGAGUUUUUGGUUAUGAUUGUUGUAUAUUUGCUGGGUUAUAAAUGCUUGCCUUUCUAAAACAAAUAGUGUUUUCUACUAAUGUAGUAAUGUUAUACUAGGGUUACAGGGCCCCCAUAAAAGAUCUGUAAUUGCCUUUAUUUUAGCACAACCUAAUUGCUAACAAAACUUAGCUGUUUGAAGGUGUUCUUUUAUUUCCAUUUUCAUGAUUUGCUGGGCAAAGACAAAGUAUGUAAGUUAAGUUUUGUAUUGACAUGCGUAUGGCGCAUACAGAACUGAUUUAGAAAAGCACACGUGCACGCUUACAAUAUAUCUCCUUUAGAUGUUCCAUUUAGCACCACUCUGCAAUUCACCGCAGCAAACAUGGAAAUAGUGAUUGUUCUUCUUUAAAACAUUUCACAAAUGAUCGACCCAUAAAAUUGCUGAGCAGAACAGUGAGGAUGGCCUUAGUCUCUGCUGUUAAAAACUAUACAGUUGAUAAUUGAGCUCCCUUUAAAGGGAAACUAUAGUGCCAGGAGAACAAAGUUGUUUUCCUAGGACUAUAUCUCCCCCCCACCCAUGGUGCAGAAGCGCCAAUGUCCCUCGGCGCUGGUUCGGGUCUGUCUUCGCACCUUCCCCACCGCUUAUGACUUAAUGCUCAUGCGUGACAAUGGCCACACUUGCAUCAGGAUUUCCCCAUAGGAAAGCAUUAUACAAUGCUAUCCUAUGGGGAUUCGGGUACGCUGGACGUCCCCAUGCAUUGUGUGAGGAUGUCCAUCGUCUGUCAGGCAACCAAACGUUGCCUAACGUCAUGGAAGUCCCUCUAGUGACUGGAGUUAACCCAUGAAGGUAAUUAUUGCUGUUUCUUAAAAACGGCAAUAAUUAGCUUUGCAGGGUUAAUGAACCUGGGACAGGGCAACCAGACAACUUCAAUGAGCUGAAGUAGUCUGGGUGUCUAUAGUGUCUCUUUAACUGGUUGCAUGUUCUUGGAAAUCGGCCAGUCAUACUCCCCUUCUUUUUAAAGCACCUCUAAACAUAUUCCAUGUGCUCCGGUAUUUUAUGGUUUCUGGUAGUAAUAAUACAGCUUUAUCUGUAGGAGCUUAAAUGAUGACAUAAGUUACAGCAACAUAUUUGGAGCAAAGAGGGAAGCACUUCAGGUUGGGAGGGAGGGAGGGGUGCACAGGAUAGUCUAGUGCAACAUUAAUAAAAAAAAAUGAACAAGAAAAGAUUGAUGUAGAUAAAAACAAGCAGCAAACAAUACACAAAACCUUUCCUAUUUAUUUACAGGCAAAAAAGCCAAAGAAUACCAAAGCAUCAAAACCAGAAAAGACUGGAGGGAAAAAGCAAGGCAAGGCUAAAGGAAAAACCGCCAAAUGAACAGUGAAUUAAUUCCGUAGGAAUGGUCCGAAACGGAACGCUGUGAUCGCAAUCCACUGGUAUUACUUGUUACUGAAUGAGAGCAUCUAAUGGUUACCCAUGUAAUGGUGGAACCCAGGCUCGUAUAAAGCAGGGAAAGCAACAUUUUAACUUUCCAUCAAAGCCGCAAGCUCAGAAUGGAUAAAAGAAAUUAAUUUUAGGACAGCUAUAGUCUGCUGGGCAGUUUGGGGUGCUUGUGUUUUUUUUUUUUUUUUGUCCAAUUUCUAAUGUCUUUGUUUUACAAUUUCUUUUUCUCUUUCUGUAAAUAGCAAAUAUUAAAGAUUUUGUUUUGUAUAAUACUUAAAUAUAACUAUAUAAAUCUGCAUUAAAAUUAGUUUCACAUAUGUCUGUUUUGCACCAUUUGUAAACUAGUGAGUGUGUGCGAGAGGCUACAUCAUGCAUUAAUAUUUAUAUUUGGUGUUACAGCAUUGUGCUUUUAAUGUGGAGCCGGAACUCUCAAAAUAAAAGGGACACUCCGCACACCUAAAACCACACUAGCUUGAUGAGAUGCUUUGCGUGAACCACAAUCUGCAUAUAUCAAUAGAAAUUGGCACAUUUAUCAAGCAGGCAAUCGGUCCUGCUAUUUUCCUGGUUUGGUUAGCUCAGUGGACCUAAACUCAAGGCAGGGAUUGCUCAGAGUACCUGUCUGGCAAAAAUGUCUCAUUGAGCUGCAUUGGAAAGUCUGUGAUUGGACAGCCACAGAAAU